AUGAAGAGAGACUCACAAGUCAUCACAUCCUGCGUCAUCCCAAUUAACGUCACAGGUAAAUACCAUGCAGCUUCUUAACCCUGUGAAUGCAUCCAACAUGGUACUCUACCUUUGACCAGGGCCCACUUGACCUGUGUGUUGUUUUCAGAGGUCUUGUCAGAGUCAUUACCGCAUGUCAGAGGCAUGAAACAGGUGGCAUAGCCUCCACUCUAAAAUGCGAUGUGGUUCGAUGAGAACACUGCCAUGUUGCCUCCACUGUUUGGAGGCUGAGUGGAUGAAGUGGUUCGAUGAGAACACUGCCAUGUUGCCUGUUGAGUGGAUGAAGGUGAGUGAGUAGUCUAGUAAAGGAGAACUGUGAAGUGAUUGUUUGACAAUCAGAUGAAAACAUCAUGACUUGUUGUGUUCAUGCCACAAUAAAAGGUAAUACAUUUUUUACAGUUAAAUGACAAAUCUUUACGACUAGGCCCACAGAGAUCAUGUUGAAUUAAUGGGGAUUCUAUAUGGAAUUAUAUGAUUAGGCCCAUAAAAGGAUUUGGUGCACGUGCACCAUAUAGGAGGUCCGUAGUGGAAGGAAGUGAAUUCUACUUUCACCCCUGGUUAUACUGUCUCCACCUGUCACCAUACUGUAUUAUAGCACCACUACCCCUGGUUAUACUGUCUCCACCUGUCACCAUACUGUAUUAUAGCAUCACUACCCCUGGUUAUACUGUCUCCACCUGUCACCAUACUGUAUUAUAGCACCACUACCCCUGGUUAUACUGUCUCCACCUGUCACCAUACUGUAUUAUAGCACCCACUACCCCUGGUUAUACUGUCUCCAACCUGUCACCAUACUGUAUUAUAGCAUCACUACCCCUGGUUAUACUGUCUCCACCUGUCACCAUACUGUAUUAUAGCACCACUACCCCUGGUUAUACUGUCUCCACCUGUCACCAUACUGUAUUAUAGCACACUACCCCUGGUUAUACUGUCUCUCACCUGUCACCAUACUGUAUUAUAGCACCACUACCCCUGGUUAUACUGUCUCCACUGUCACCAUACUGUGUUAUAGCAUCACUACCCCUGGUUAUACUGUCUGUUACUUCUCACCGUCACCAUACUGUAUUAUAGCACCACUACCCCUGGUUAUACUGUCUCCACUGUCACCAUACUGUAUUAUAGCACCACUACCCCUGUUAUACUGUCUCCACCUGUCACCAUACUGUAGUUAUAGCACCACUACCCCUGGUUAUACUGUCUGUUACUGUCUCCACCUGUCACCAUACUGUAUUAUAGCACCACUACCCCUGGUUAUACUGUCUCCACCUGUCACCAUACUGGUAUUAUAGCACCACUACCCCUGGUUAUACUGUUGACUGUCCACCUGUCACCAUACUGUAUUAUAGCACCACUACCCCUGGUUAUACUGUCUCCACCUGUCACCAUACUGUAUUAUAGCACCACUACCCCUGGUUAUACUGUCUCCACCUGUCACCAUACUGUAUUAUAGCACCACUACCCCUGGUUAUACUGUCUGUUACUGUCUCCACCUGUCACCAUACUGUAUUAUAGCACCACUACCCCUGGUUAUACUGUCUCCACCUGUCACCAUACUGUAUUAUAGCACCACUACCCCUGGUUAUACUGUCUCCACCUGUCACCAUACUGUAUUAUAGCACCACUACCCCUGGUUAUACUGUCUGUUACUGUCUCCACCUGUCACCAUACUGUAUUAUAGCACCACUACCCCUGGUUAUACUGUCUCCACCUGUCACCAUACUGUAUUAUAGCACCACUACCCCUGGUUAUACUGUCUCCACCUGUCACCAUACUGUAUUAUAGCACCACUACCCCUGGUUAUACUGUCUGUUACUCUCUCCACCUGUCACCAUACUGUAUUAUAGCACCACUACCCCUGGUUAUACUGUCUCCACCUGUCACCAUACUGUAUUAUAGCACCACUACCCCUGGUUUAUACUGUCUCCACCUGUCACCAUACUGUGUUAUAGCAUCACUACCCCUGGUUAUACUGUCUGUUACUCUCUCCACCUGUCACCAUACUGUAUUAUAGCAUCACUACCCCUAGUUAUACUGUCUCCACCUGUCACCAUACUGUAUUAUAGCACCACUACCCCUGGUUAUACUGUCUCCACCUGUCACCAAACUGUAUUAUAGCAUCACUACCCCUGGUUAUACUGUCUCCACCUGUCACCAUACUGUAUUAUAGCAUCACUACCCCUGGUUAUACUGUCUGUUACUGUCUCCACCUGUCACCAUACUGUAUUAUAGCACCACUACCCCUGGUUAUACUGUCUCCACCUGUCACCAUACUGUAUUAUAGCACCACUACCCCUGGUUAUACUGUCUCCACCUGAUACUGUCUCCACCUGUCACCAUACUGUAUUAUAGCAUCACUACCCCUGGUUAUACUGUCUCCACCUGUCUCCACCUGUCACCAUACUGUAUUAUAACAUAACUACCCCUGGUUAUACUGUCUCCACCUGUCACCAUACUGUAUUAUAGCACCACUACCCCUGGUUAUACUGUCUCCACCUGUCACCAUACUGUAUUAUAGCAUCACUACCCCUGGUUAUACUGUCUCCACCUGUCACCCAUACUGUAUUAUAGCAUCAUUACCCCAUGGUAUACUGUCUCCACCUGUCACCAUACUGUAUUAUAGCAUCAUUACCCCUGGUUAUACUGUCUCCACCUGUCCACCAUACUGUAUUAUAGCCACCACUACCCCUGGUUAUACUGUCUCCACCUGAUACUGUCUCCACCUGUCACCAUACUGUAUUAUAGCAUCACUACCCCUGGUUAUACUGUCUCCACCUGUCACCAUACUGUAUUAUAGCAUCAUUACCCCUGGUUAUACUGUCUCCACCUGUCACCAUACUGUAUUAUAGCACCACUACCCCUGGUUAUACUGUCUCCACCUGAUACUGUCUCCACCUGUCACCAUACUGUAUUAUAGCACCACUACCCCUGGUUACUGUCUCCACCUGAUACUGUCUCCACCUGUCACCAUACUGUAUUAUAGCAUCACUACCCCUGGUUAUACUGUCUCCACCUGAUACUGUCUCCACCUGUCUCCAUACUGUAUUAUAGCAUCACUACCCCUGGUUAUACUGUCUGUUACUGUCUCCACCUGUCACCAUACUGUAUUAUAGCACCACUAACCCCUGGUUAUACUGUCCCAACCUGUCACCAUACUGUAUUAUAGCAUCACUACCCCUGGUUAUACUGUCUCCCUCCUGUCACCAUACUGUAUUAUAGCACCACUACCCCUGGUUGAUACUGUCGCCACCUGUCACCAUACUGUAUUAUAGCAUCACCUACCCCUGUUUUAUACUGUCUCCACCUGUCACCAAUACUGUAAUUAUAGCAUCACUACCCCUGUUAUACUGUCUCCCCUGUCCCUGUAUUAUAGCACAUUACCCCUGGUUUAUACUGCUCCACCUGUCACCAUACUGUAUUAUAGCAUCACUACCCCUGGUUAUACUGUCUCCACCUGUCACCAUACUGUAUUAUAGCAUCAUUACCCCUGGUUAUACUGUCUCCACCUGUCACCAUACUGUAUUAUAGCACACUUACCCCUGGUUAUAUACUGUCUCCACCUGUCACCAUACUGUAUUAUAGCAUCACUACCUUACUGCUACGCUCCACCAAUCAGCACCUUUCUGUAUAUGCACAACUAACCCUCUUAAUUCUCCACCGCACCAUACGAAUAAAGCACUCUCUGGUCUAACUGCAGCAACACCACAUUGCAACCCUUUUUGGCUGAAUGGCCAAUGCACGGAAGCGCCCUGCAACCAUCUCAACUGGAAACAGAUUCGUGGUCAAUGAACAAGAUUGGGAACUGUUUUAGCAGCGGGACUGCCAACUGUCACGAUCGAGGCAAACCUUGCACGCAUCACAAAGACAGAGAGACCUGAGUGAAACGUCAGGACUGCUCAGAACUUGUGGGGAUGUUUUUCAGCAGCAGGGACUGGGAGACUAGUCAGGAUCGAGGCAAAGUUGAACGGAACAAAGUACAGAGAGAUCCUUGAUGAAAACCUGCUCCAGACUGCUCAGGACCUCCAACUGGGGCAAAGGUUCACCUUCCAACAGGACAACAACCCUAAGCACACAGCCAUGACAAUGCAGGAGUGGCUUCGGGACAAGUCUCUGAAUGUCCUUGAGUGGCCCAGCCAGAGCCCAGACUUGAACCCGAUCGACAAUCUCUGGAGAAACCUGAAAAUAACUGUGCAGCGACGCUCCCCAUCCAACCUGACAGAGCUUGAGAGGAUCUGCAGAGAAGAAUGGGAGAAACUCCCCAAAUACAGGUGUGCCAAGCUUGUAGCAUCAUACCCAAGAAGACUCGAGGCUGUAAUCGCUGCCAAAGGUGCUUCAACAAAGUACUGAGGAAAGGGUCUGAAUAUUUAUAUAAAGUAUUUCAAGGAAUAAGUUAGUCCUGAAUAUUUCUAAAACUAAAAGCAUUGUAUUUGGGUCAAAUCAUUCACUAAACCCUAAACCUCAACUACAUGUCGUAAUGAAUAAUGUGGAAAUUGUGGAGACUAAACUGCUUGGAGUAACCCUGGAUUGUAGACUGUCAUGGUCAAAGCAUAUUGAUACAACAGUAGCUAAGAUGGGGAGAAGUCUGUCCAUAAUAAAGCUCUGCUCUGCCUUAACAACACUAUCAACAAGGCAGGUCCUACAGGCCGUAGUUUUGUUGCACCUGGACUACUGUUCAGUAGUGUGGUCAGGUGCCACAAAGAGGGACUUGGGAAAAUUGCAAUUGGCUUAGAACAUGGCAGCACGGCUGGCCUUUAGAUGUACACAGAGCACUAACAUUAAUAAUAUGCAUGUCAAUCUCUCCUGGAAGAGAGAUUUACUUCAUCACUACUUGUUUUUGUAAGAGGUGUUGACAAGCUGAAUGUACCGAGCUGUCUGUUUAAACUACUAUCAAACAGCUCAGACACCCAUGCAUACCCCACAAGACAUGCCACCAGAGGUCUCUUCACAGUCCCCAAGUCCAGAAUAGACUAUGGGAGGCGCACAGUACUACAUAGAGCCAUGACUACAUGGAACUCUAUUCCACAUCAGGUAACUGAUGCAAGAUAAAAAAAAAACAGGUAAAAAAUACAUCUUAUGGAACAACAGGGACUGUGAAGAGACACACACAAGGGUAUAGAUACAUGCAUACGCACACAUUGUGAUAUUGUUGUAUGGUGGUAUUAAACAUUUGGCAGCAGCUAAUGGGGAUCCCUAAUAAAUACAAAUCCAAAUCCUAGUAAAACACAGAGCUGAUAUUUAUCCUUUAACAAUAGUUAUCUAACAGGCUUUGACUUGUUUCUUUAUAUUUAACUUCAAUGAUUUAUAUCCAUGCAGCUUCUGAGCAACAAAGCAGGAAAUACAGUUGAAGUGGGAAGUUUACAAACACUUAGGUUGGAGUCAUUAAAACUUGUUUUUCAACCACUUCACACAUUUAUUUUUAACAAACUAUAGUUUUGGCAAGUCGGUUAGGACAUCUACUUUGUGCAAGUAAUUUUUCCAAUAAUUGUUUACAGACAGAUUAUUUCAAUUAUAAUUCACUGUAUCACAAUUCCAGUGGGUCAGAAGUUUACAUACACUAAGUUGACUGUGCCUUUAAACAGCUUGGAAAAUACCAGAAAAUGAUGUCAUGGCUUUAGAAGCUUCUGAUAGGCUAAUUGACAUCAUCUGAGUCAAUUGGAGGUGUACCUGUGGAUGUAUUUCAAGGCCUACCUUCAAACUCAGUGCCUCUUUGCUUGACAUCAUGGGAAAAUCAAAAGAAAUCAGCCAAGACUUCAGGAAAAAAAACAGAAACCUCCACAAGUUUGGUUCAUCCUUGGGAGGAAUUUCCAAACGCCUGAAGGUACCACGUUCAUCUGUACAAAGAAUAGUACGCAAGUAUAAACACCAUGGGACCACGCAGCCGUCAUACCGCUCAGGAAGGACACGCGUUCUGUCUCCUAGAGAUGAACGUACUUUGGUGCGAAAAGUGCAAAUCAAUCCCAGAACAACAGCAAAGGACCUUGUGAAGAUGCUGGAGGAAACGGGUACAAAAGUAUCUAUAUCCAUAGUAAAAUGAGUCCUAUAUCGACAUAACCUGAAAGGCCACUCAGCAAGGAAGAAGCCACUGCUCCAAAACCGCCAUAAAAAAGCCAGACUACGGUUUGCAACUGCACAUGGGGACAAAUAUCGUACUUUUUGGAGAAAUGUCCUCUGGUCUGAUGAAACAAAAAUAGAACUGUUUGGCCACAAUGACCAUCGUUAUGUUUGGAGGAAAAAGGGGGUUGCUUGCAAGCCGAAGAACACCAUCCCAACCGUGAAGCACGGGGGUGGCAGCAUCAUGCUGUGGGGCUGCUUUGCUGCAGGAGUGACUGGUGCACUUCACAAAAUAGAUGGCAUCAUGAGGAAGGAAAAUUACGUGGAUAUAUUGAAGCAACAUCUCAAGACAUCAGUCAGGAAGUUAAAGCUUGGUCGCAAAUUGAUCUUCCAAAUGGACAAUGACCCCAAGCAUACUUCCAAAGUUGUGGCAAAAUGGUUUAAGGGCAACAAAGUCAAGGUAUUGGAGUGGCCAUCACAAAGCCCUGACCUCAAUCCUAUAGAACAUUUGUGGGCAGAACUGAAAAAGCAUGUGCGAGCAAGGAGGCCUACAAACCUGACUCAGUUACACCAGCUCUGUCAGGAGGAAUGGGCCAAAAUUCACCCAACUUAUUGCGGGAAGCUUGUGGAAGGCUACCCGAAACGUUUGACCCAAGUUAAACAAUUUAAAGGCAAUGCUACCAAAUACUAAUUGAGUGUAUGUAAACUUCUGACCUACUGGGAAUGUGAUGAAAGAAAUAAAAGCUGAAAUAAAUCAUUCUCUCUACUAUUAUUCUGACAUUUCACAUUCUUAAAAUAAAGUGAUGAUCCUAACUGACCUAAGACAGAGAAUUGUUAUUAGGAUUAAAUGUCAGGAAUUGUGAAAAACUGAGUUUAAAUGUAUUUGGCUCAGGUGUAUGUAAACUUACGACUUCAACUGUACAUGCACAGCAUAACACAAUGAUAGACGUUGUCCCUCAGAAUGAUGUUACAAUGGGCAAGUUAUGGUUAACAGCAGCCAGGGCCUUCUGGCUGUCUGAAUUGGUCUGUUUGUGCCAGUGAGGGUAGAGGCAAGAUACUGCUUCAUGAAUGCCAAUUAGUCCCAUUAGAAUGGUUAAAAGGCCUGUUGAGAUUUAUUUACUGCGAGUUGCGUAGCGUCUCAGAGAUCUGGAGCCAACAGGGCUGAGGCAGAGUGUUGAGGCAGAAACUGAACAGCAAAGAGCUGUAAUAAUGUGGAGCUGAAAGAGCAGUCUCUAGUCACAUGAUAGUCAUGAAGUAGAGAGAGAGAGAGAGAGAGAGAGAAACAGCACAACUAGACACAGGGAGACACAGGGAGACACAGGGAGACAGGGAGACACGGAGACAGGGAGACAGGGAGACAGGGAGACACGGAGACAGGGAGACAGGGAGACAGGGAGACAGGGAGACACGGAGACACGGAGACACGGAGACAGGGAGACAGGGAGACAGGGAGACAGGGAGACAGGGAGACAGGGAGACAGGGAGACACGGAGACAGGGAGACACGGAGACACGGAGACAGGGAGACAGGGAGACAGGGAGACAGGGAGACACGGAGACAGGGAGACACGGAGACACGGAGACAGAGAGUGCACAGAGAGUGCACAGAGACACAGAGAGAGACAUGGAUACACAGAGAGAGACAGAGACACAUGAUACUGUAUACUGUAAAAUGUGGUCAGUGUUUUUAGUUGUUGCAAUAUCAUCUUACUUUAACCUGGUUAUAAUUUACCAUCCUAUGUUUUCUGUUCUAUUUGUAAACUAUAUAUUCCCUGUGAUAAGUAGUUAUAAACAUCAAAGCUUGUGAGUGGUCAAGUAUCUUACCUGUACUUCCACUAUUUGAGAAGUGCAGCUUCGCUGUAGAUGGCAGCUUCACUGUAGAUGGCAGCUUCACUGUAGAUGGCAGCUUCACUAUAGAUGGCAGCUUCGCUGUAGAUGGCAGCUUCACUAUAGAUGGCAGCUUCACUAUAGAUGGCAGCUUCACUAUAGAUGGCAGCUUCACUAUAGAUGGCAGCUUCACUAUAGAUGGCAGCUUCACUAUAGAUGGCAGUAACAUGAAUCUAUUGAAUCUAUUUUCUGGGUGACCUAAAUAUUGACUGGCUUUCAUCAAGCUGCCCACUCAAGAAAAAUAUUCAAACUGUAACUAGUGCCUGCAACCUGGUUCAGGUUAUCAGUCAGCCUACCAGGGUAUUUAUAAACAGCACAGGAAUGAAAUCAUCCACAUGUAUUGAUCAUAUCUUUACUAAUGCUGCAGAAAUCUGCUCUAAAGCAGUAUCCAGAUCCAUCAGAUGUAGUGAUCACAAUAUAGUAGCCAUAUCUAGGAAAACCAAAGUUCCAAAGGCUGGGCCUAAUAUAGCGUAUAAGAGGUCAUACAAUAAGUUUUGUAGUGAUUCUUAUAUUGAAGAUCUACAGUAUUCAGACCCCUUGACCUUUUCCACAUUUUGUUACGUUACAGGCUUAUUCUCAAAUUGAUUAAAUUGUUUUUUCCCCCUCAUCAAUCUACACACAAUACCCCAUAAUAAGAAAGCGAAAAUAGGUUUUAUAACUUUUUGCAAAUGUAUUCCAAUUAUAACAUUUACAUAAGUAUUUAGACCCUUUACUCAGUACUUUGUUGAAGCACCUUUGGCAGCGAUUACAGCCCCGAGUCUUCUUGGGUAUGACGCUACAAGCUUGGCCCACCUGUAUUUGGGGAGUUUCUCCCAUUCUUCUCUGCUGAUCCUCUCAAGCUCUGUCAGGUUGGAUGGGGAGCAUCGCUGCACAGCUAUUUUCUCCAGAGAUGUUCGAUCGGGUUCAAGUCCGGGCUCUGGCUGGGCUACUCAAGGACAUUGAGAUUUGUUCUGAAGCCACUUCUGCAUUGUCUUGGCUGUGUGCUUAGGGUUUUUGUCCUUUUGGAAGAUGAACCUUCGUCCCAGUCUGAGGUCCUGAGCGCUCUGGAGCAGGUUUUUGUUCAAUCUUGGUGUCAUCAGACCAGAUAAUCUUGUUUCUCAUGGUCUGAGAGUCAUUAGGUGCCUUUUGGCAAACUCCAAGUGGGCUGUCAUGGCCACUCUACCAUAAAGGCCUGAUUGGUGGAGUGCUGUAGAGAUGGUUGUCCUUCUGGAAGGUUCUCCCAUCUCCACAGAGGAACUCUAGAGCUCUGUUAGAGUGACCAUCGGGUUCUUGGUCACCUCCCUGACCAAGGCCCUUCUCCCCCGAUAGCUCAGUUUGGCUGGGUGGCCAACUCUAGGAAGAGUCUUGGUAGUUCCAAACUUCUUCCAUUUAAGAAUGAUGGAGGCCACUGUGUUCUUGGGGACCUUCAAUGCUGCAGAAAUGUUUUGGUACCCUUCUCCAGAUCUUUGCCUUGAUGAUAAUGGCGCCGGAGAAGAUGGCUGCCGUUUUACAGCCCUCUAACCAAUUGUACUAUAAUGUGUGUUUUUCCGCGUUAUUUGUAAUUUAUUUUGUACAUAAUGUUUCUGCCAUCGUCUCUUAUAACCAAAAAGAGCUUCUGGAUAUCAGGACAGCGAUUACUCACCUCGUAUUGGACGAAUAUUUUUUUCUUCAACGAGGCGGCUGCAAAGGAUAUCCUACGGACACCAGACAAGGCCCAAAUCCCUGUCAUUCGCAUGAGGAAGAGACGGAGAUAUCGUGGACGUAGAUCGGGGUGCCUUGUAAGGAUCCGACGGCGAGCAAGUAAACUGCCUCUUCCAUCAAUCCUAUUAGCCAAUCUUCAAUCAUUUGAGAAUAAAUUGGAUGACCUAAGAUUACGGUUAUCCUACCAACGGGAAAUUAAAAACUGUAAUAUCUUAUGUUUCACCGAGUCGUGGCUGAACGAAGACAUGGACAACAUACAGCUAGCGGGCUAUACGCUACAUCGGCAGGAUAGAACGGCUGACUCCGGUAAGACAAGGGGUGGUGGUCUGUGUAUAUUUGUAAACAACAGCUGGUGCACAAAAUCAAAUACUAAGGAAGUCUCUAAGUUUUGCUCGCCUGAGGUAGAGUAUCUCAUGAUAAGCUGUAGACCACACUAUUUACCAAGAGAGUUUUCAUCUAUAUUUUUCAUAGCUGUCUAUUUACCACAACAAACCAAUGCUGGCAUUAAGAUUGCACUGAAUGAACUGUAUAAGGCCAUAAGUCAACAGGAAGACGCUCAUCCAGAGGCAGCGCUCCUAGUGGCCGGGGACUUUAAUGCAGGGAAACUUAAAUCCAUUCUACCUCAUUUCUACCAGCAUAUUAAAUGUGCAACCAGAGGGAAAGAAAACUCUAGACCACCUUUACUCCACACACAGAGGCUCUCCCUCGCCCUCCAUUUGGCAAAUCUGACCAUAACUCUAUCCUCCUGAUUCCUGCUUAUAAGCAAAAACUAAAGCAGGAAGCACCAUUGACUCGGUUAAUAAAAAAAGUGGUCAGAUGACGCAGAUGCUAAGCUACAAGACUGUUUUGCUAGCACAGACUGGAAUAUGUUCCGGGAUUCUUCCGAUGGCAUUGAGGAGUACACCACAUCAGUCACUGGCUUCAUCAAUAAGUGCAUCGAUGAUGUCGUCCCCACAGUGACCGUACGUACAUACCCCAACCAGAAGCCAUGGAUUACAGGAAACAUCCACACUGAGCUAAAGGGUAGAGCUGCCUCUUUCAAGGAGCGGGACUCUAACCCGGACGCUUAUAAGAAAUCCCGCUAUGCCCUCCGACGAACCAUCAAACAGGCAAAGAGUCAAUACAGGACUAAGAUUGAAUCGUACUACACCUGCUCUGACGCUCGUCGGAUGUGGCAGGGCUUGAAAACUAUUACAGACUACAAAGGGAAGCACAGCCGCGAGCUGCCCAGUGACACAAGCCUACCAGACGAGCUAAAUCACUUCUAUGCUCGCUUUGAGGCAAGCAACACUGAAGCAUGCAUGAGAGCACCAGCUGUUCCGGAUGACUAUGUGAUCACGCUCUCCGUAGCCGAUGUGAGUAAGACUUUUAAGCAGGUCAACAUUCACAAUACCGCCCCAACAGAUCCACAGAUGAUGCAAUCUCUAUUGCACUCCACACUGCCCUUUCCCACCUGGACAAGAGGUACACCUACGUGAGAAUGCUAUUCAUUGACUACAGCUCAGCAUUCAACACCAUGGUAACCUCCAAGCUCAUCAUUAAGCUCGAGGCCCUGGGUCUGAACCCCGCCCCCCAGGUGGUGAAUGUAGGAAACAACAUCUCCACUUCGCUGAUCCUCAACACUGGGGCCCCACAAGGGUGUGUGCUCAGCCCCCUCCUGUACUCCCUGUUCACCCAUGACUGCGUGGCCAAGCACGCCUCCAACUCAAUUAUCAAGUUUGCAGACGACACAACAGUAGUAGGCUUGAUUACCAACAAUGACGAGACCGCCUACAGGGAGGAGGUGAGGGCUCUGGGAGUGUGGUGCCAGGAAAAUAACCUCUCACUCAACGUCAACAAAACAAAGGAGAUGAUCGUGGACUUCAGGAAACAGCAGAGGGUGCAGCCCCCUAUCCACAUCGACGGGACCGCAGUGGAGAAGGUGGAAAGCUUGAAGUUCCUUGGCGUACACAUCACCGACAAACUGAAAUGGUUCAGCCACGCAGACAGUGUGGUGAAGAAGGCGCAACUGAGCUUCUUCAACCUCAGGAGGCUGAAGAAAUGUGGCUUAUCACCUAAAACCCUCACAAACUUUUACAGAUGCACAAUUGAGAGCAUCCUGUCGGGCUGUAUCACCGCCUGGUACGGCAACUGCACCGCCUGCAACCGCAGGGCUCACCAGAGGGUGGUGCGGUCUGCCGAACGCAUCACCGGGGGCAAACUACCCGCCCUCCAAGACACAUACAGCACCCGAUGUCACAGGAAGGCCAAAAAGAUCAUCAAGGACAUCAACCACCCGAGCCACUGCCUGUUCACCCCGCUAUCGUCCAGAAGGCGAGGUCAGUACAGGUGCAUCAAAGCUGGGACCGAGAGACUGAAAAACAGCUUCUAUCUCAAGGCCAUCAGACUGUUAAAUAGCCAUCACUAGCACAUUAGAGGCUGCUGCUGCCUAUUGAACUCACUGGCCACUUUAAGAAAUGGAACACUAGUCACUUUAAUAAUGUUUCCAUAUCUUGGACUACUCAUCUCAUAUGUAUAUACUGCAUUCUAUUUUAUAAUAUUCUACUGUAUCUUAGUCCAUACCGCUCUGACAUCGCUCGUCCAUAUAUGUAUAUAUUCUUAAAUCCCAUUCCUUACUUUUUUGUGUGUAUUGGGUAUGUGUUGUGAAAUUGUUAGAUAUUACUGCACUGUCGGAGCUAGAAGCACAAGCAUUUCACUACACCUGCAAUAACAUCUGCUAAACACGUGUAUUUGACAAUUAACAUUUGAUUUGAUUUGAUUUGAGAUUGCAGUAACAUUCAUCUAUAAAUGGCAGUAACAAUUAUAUUCUAUAGAUUGCAGUAACAUGAAUCUAUAGAUGGCAGUAACAUGAAUCUAUAGAUGACAGUAACAUUAAUCUAUAGAUGACAGUAACAUUAAUCUAUAGAUGACAGUAACGUUAAUCUAUAGAUGACAGUAACAUGAAUCUAUAGAUGACAGUAACAUGAAUCUAUAGAUGACAGUAACAUGAAUAUAUAGAUGACAGUAACAUGAAUAUAUAGAUGACAGUAACAUUAAUAUAUAGAUGACAGUAACGUGAAUCUAUAGAUGACAGUAACGUGAAUCUAUGGAUGACAGUAACAUGAAUCUAUAGAUGACAGUAACAUUAAUCUAUAGAUGACAGUAACAUUAAUCUAUAGAUGACAGUAACAUGAAUCUAUAGAUGACAGUAACGUUAAUCUAUAGAUGACAGUAACAUGAAUCUAUAGAUGACAGUUGCAUUAAUCUAUGGAUGACAGUAGUGUUAAUCUAUUGGUGGCAGUAACAUAAUUAUAUUCUAUAGAUGACAGUAACAUUAAUCUAUAGAUGACAGUAACAUGAAUCUAUAGAUGACAGUAACAUGAAUCUAUAGAUGACAGUUGCAUUAAUCUAUGGAUGACAGUAGUGUUAAUCUAUUGGUGGCAGUAACAUAAUUAUAUUCUAUAGAUGACAGUAACAUUAAUCUAUAGAUGACAGUAACAUGAAUCUAUAGAUGACAGUAACAUGAAUCUAUAGAUGACAGUUGCAUUAAUCUAUGGAUGACAGUAGUGUUAAUCUAUUGGUGGCAGAAACAUAAUUAUAUUCUAUAGAUGACAGUAACAUGAAUCUAUAGAUGACAGUAACAUGAAUCUAUAGAUGACAGUAACAUGAAUAUAUAGAUGACAGUAACAUGAAUAUAUAGAUGACAGUAACAUUAAUAUAUAGAUGACAGUAACGUGAAUCUAUAGAUGACAGUAACGUGAAUCUAUGGAUGACAGUAACAUGAAUCUAUAGAUGACAGUAACAUUAAUCUAUAGAUGACAGUAACAUUAAUCUAUAGAUGACAGUAACGUGAAUCUAUGGAUGACAGUAACAUGAAUCUAUAGAUGACAGUAACAUUAAUCUAUAGAUGACAGUAACAUUAAUCUAUAGAUGACAGUAACGUUAAUCUAUAGAUGACAGUAACAUGAAUCUAUGGAUGACAGUAACAUUAAUCUAUAGAUGACAGUAACAUUAAUCUAUAGAUGACAGUAAUGUUAAUCUAUGGAUGACAGUAACAUUAAUAUAUAGAUGACAGUAACAUUAAUCUAUAGAUGACAGUAACGUUAAUCUAUAGAUGACAGUAACAUGAAUCUAUAGAUGACAGUAACAUUAAUCUAUAGAUGACAGUAACAUGAAUAUAUAGAUGACAGUAACAUUAAUCUAUAGAUGACAGUAACAUGAAUAUAUAGAUGACAGUAACAUGAAUAUAUAGAUGACAGUAACAUGAAUCUAUAGAUGACAGUAACAUGAAUCUAUAGAUGACAGUAACAUGAAUCUAUAGAUGACAGUAACAUGAAUCUAUAGAUGACAGUAACAUGAAUAUAUAGAUGACAGUAACAUGAAUAUAUAGAUGACAGUAACAUGAAUCUAUAGAAGACAGUAACAUGAAUAUAUAGAUUGCAGUAACAUGAAUCUAUAGAUUGCAGUAACAUGAAUCUAUAUUUUCCUGUUGAUAGAUAGAUUGCAGUAACAUGAAUCUAUAUUUUCCUGUUGAUAGAUAAAUCGAUACAUCUCUGCUUGCUUCAGUGUGAGAAAAAGAGGAGAGGGCUUUGCUGCUUUGCUGCCGUCACUAAUAUAUAAAGGUUUCUCACGUCUUGUGUCUCUGCUCUUUUCUGCAGGGGUUCAGUUCCACAGAGACGCUAGUGUGCGCUGCUCGCCAGUCCACUCUCAGUCCGUACUUCAGAGGAGGAGGAAGCUGAGGAGACGGAAGACUGUCAUCGGGAUUCCUAGAAGAGUUCAGCAGGACCUAGGUAUGACUCAUUUCAGCCCUAACCUUGAACCCUACCACCUCUCCUGUUUAUAGACCUAGGUAUGACUAAUUUCAGCCCCAACCUUGAACCCUACCACCUCUCCUGUUUAUAGACCUAGGUAUGACUAAUUUCAGCCCUAACCUUGAACCCUACCACCUCUCCUGUUUAUAGACCUAGGUAUGACUAAUUUCAGCCCUUACCUUGAACCCUACCACCUCUCCUGUUUAUAGACCUAGGUAUGACUCAUUUCAGCCCUAACCUUGAACCCUAACAUUUUACAUUUACAUUUCAGUCAUUAGCAGAUGCUGUUUUCCAGAGCGACUUACAGUUAGUGCAUUCGUCUUAAAAUAGCUACAUAUCAACCACAUAUCAACCACAUAUCAACCACAUAUCAACCACAUAUCAACCACAUAUCACAGUCAGAUAGUAAGUACAUGUUUCCUCUAAAUAGUUAUCAGCAAAGUCGGGGGUGGGGAGGGAGGGGCUGCUGUGUCAAGUACAAGUGUUGGUUCAGGAUCAUUAUAAUUAUUUAUUUAUUUUCGGGUGAGGAGGGGAAUUAUUUGAGAUACUAUUUGAAGAGGCGGGGUUUCAGGUGCUUUAUGAAGAUGGCCAGGGACUCUGCUGUCCUAGCGUCAGGGGGAAGCUGGUUCCACCAUUGGGGUGCCAGGACAGAGAAGAGCUUGGACUGGGCUGAGUGGGAGCUGCCCUCUCAUAGGGGUGGGAGGGCCGAAAGACCAGAGGUGGCAGAACGGAGUGCUCAGGUUGGGGUGUAGGGUUGGAGCAUAGCCUGGAGAUAGGGGCUCGGGUUGGGGUGGAGGGUUGGAGGGCUGAGAGACCAGAGGUGGCAGAACGGAGUGCUCUGGUUGGAGUGUAGGGUUUGAGCAUAGCCUGAAGAUAGGGGCUCUGGUUGGGGUGUAGGGUUUGAGCAUAGCCUGAAGAUAGGGGCUCUGGUUGGGGUGUAGGGUUUGAGCAUAGCCUGAAGAUAGGGGCUCUGGUUGGAGUGUAGGGUUUGAGCAUAGCCUGAAGAUAGGGGCUCUGGUUGGGGUGUAGGGUUUGAGCAUAGCCUGAAGAUAGGGGCUCUGGUUGGGGUGUAGGGUUUGAGCAUAGCCUGAAGAUAGGGGCUCUGGUUGGGGUGUAGGGUUGGAGCAUAGCCUGAAGGUAGGGAGGGGCAGUUCCUCUUGCUGCUCCAUAGGUAAGCACCAUGGUCUAAUAGUGGAUGAGAGCUUCAACUGGAAGCCAGUGGAGUGGGCGGAGGAGCGGGGUGACAUGAGAGAACUUGGGAAGGUUGAACACCAGGCAGGCUGCAGCGUUCUGGAUAAGUUACAGGGGUUUGAUGGCACAAGCGGGGAGCCCAGCCAACAGAGAGUUGCAGCAGUCAAGAUGGGAGAGGACAAGUGCUUGGAUUAGGACCUGUGCCGCAUCCUGUGUGAGGUAGGGUCGUACUCUACAGAUGUUGUAGAUCAUGAACCUGCAGGAGAGAGUCACUGCUUUGAUGUUUGCAGAGAUCGACAGGGUGUUGUCCAGGGUCACGCCAAGGUUCUUUGAACCCUGGGAGGGCGACACUGUGGAGUUGUCAACCGUGAUGAAGAGGUCUUUAAGUGGGCAGGCCUUCCCGGGGAGGAAGAGCAGUUCCGUCUUGAUGAGGUUGAGGUGGUGGGCCGACAUCCAAGUUGAGAUAUCUACCAGGCACGCAGAGAUGCGUGUCGCCACCUGGGUGUCAGAAGGGGGGAAGGAGAAAAGUAGUUGAGUGUCAUCCGCAUAGCGAUGAUAGGAGAGACCAGGUGAGGAUAUGACAGAGCCGAGUGACUUGGUGUAUAGAGAGAAGAGGAGAGGGCCUAGAACCGAGCCCUGGGGGACACCAGUAGUGAGAGUACGUGGUGCAGACACAGAUCCUCUCCACGUCACCUGGUAGGAGCGGCCUGCCAGGAUAGGAUGCAAUCCAAGAGUGUGCAGAGCCUGAGACACCCAGCCCUGAGAGGGUGGAGAGGAGGAUCAGCCAUGAGAGGGUGGAGAGGAGGAUCAGCCCUGAGAGGGUGGAGAGGAGGAUCAGCCCUGAGAGGGUGGAGAGGAGGAUCAGCCAUGAGAGGAUGGAGAGGAGGAUCAGCCCUGAGAGGGUGGAGAGGAGGAUCAGCCAUGAGAGGAUGGAGAGGAGGAUCAGCCCUGAGAGGGUGGAGAGGAGGAUCAGCCCUGAGAGGGUGGAGAGGAGGAUCAGCCCUGAGAGGGUGGAGAGGAGGAUCAGCCCUGAGAGGGUGGAGAGGAGGAUCAGCCCUGAGAGGGUGGAGAGGAGGAUCAGCCCUGAGAGGGUGGAGAGGAGGAUCAGCCCUGAGAGGGUGGAGAGGAGGAUCAGCCCUGAGAGGGUGGAGAGGAGGAUCAGCCAUGAGAGGAUGGAGAGGAGGAUCAGCCCUGAGAGGGUGGAGAGGAGGAUCAGCCCUGAGAGGGUGGAGAGGAGGAUCUGAUGGUUCAGGGUGUAGAAGGCAGCGGAUAGAUGUAGGAGGAUGAGAACAGAGGAGAGAGAGUCAGCUUUGGCAGUGCGGAGAACCUCCGUGACACAGAGAAGAGCAGUCUCGGUUGAGUGACUCGUCUUGAACCCUGACUGGUUAGGGUCAAGAAGAUCAUUCUAAGAGGAAUAACAAGAAAGUUGAUCAGAGACAGCACACUCAAGUGAUUUGGAAAGAAAAUAACACCUCUUCUGUUUAUAGACCUAGGUGCAGUAUGUUUAACCCUAACCCUGUUUAUAGACCUAGGUGCAGUAUGUUUAACCCUAACCCUGUUUAUAGACCUAGGUGCAGUAUGUUUAACCCUAACCCUGUUUAUAGACCUAGGUGCAGUAUGUUUAACCCUAACCCUGGUUAUAGACCUAGGUGCAGUAUGUUUAACCCUAACCCUGUUUAUAGACCUAGGUACACUACCGGUCAAACGUUUUAGAACACCUACUCAUUCAAGGGUUUUUCUUAAUUUUUACUAUUUUCUACAUUGUAGAAUAAUAGUGAAGACUUCAAAACUAUGACAUAACACAUAUGGAAUCAUGUAGUAACCAAAAAAGUGUUUAUCAAAUCAAAAUAUAUUUUAUAUUUGAGAUUCUUCAAAUAUCCACCCUUUGCCUUGAUGACAGCUUUGCACACCCUUGGCAUUCUCUCAACCAGCUUCAUGAGGUAGUCACCUGGAAUGCAUUUCAAUUAACAGGUGUGCCUUCUUAAAAGUUAAUUUGUGGAAUGUGUUUGAGCCAAUCAGUUGUGUUGUGACAAGGUAGGGGGAGUAUACAGAAGAUAGCCCUAUUUGGUAAAAGACCAAGUAUUUUAAACAAUGAAUAAACCGCAACAUAUCAGCUAAAGCGAUUGAAUUCACAAAUGCAUUUGACUGUUUGUAAUAUUGGCUGUACUAGAGACUUUAAAACCUUUUUUGUUAGAACAGACUAUAUGGGAUUGAUUAUAAUUUGUUUGUAAAUUAUUAUAGUAUUUGAUGUGCUGUUUAUACUGUUAGAAGUUUAGCUUGAUUAAAUAGAUUAAAAUUAUGGGGUUUCUAUUCCAAGACAAACGAAAAUGUAUUUUACAGUAGCCCAUGUAGGCCUCAGGGUUUCCGUUAGGAACAUAUGGCGCUGUACAACGUGACCAGUCGGGAGUAGGACUAGGUUACUAAGUGACCGGUCAGGAGUAGGACUAGGUUACUAAGUGACCGGUCGGGAGUAGGACUAGGUUACUAAGUGACCGGUCAGGAGUAGGACUAGGUUACUAAGUGACCGGUCAGGAGUAGGACUAGGUUACUAAGUGACCAGUCGGGAGUAGGACUAGGUUACUAAGUGACCGGUCAGGAGUAGGACUAGGUUACUAAGUGACCGGUCAGGAGUAGGACUAGGUUACUAAGUGACCGGUCAGGAGUAGGACUAGGUUACUAAGUGACCAGUCAGGAGUAGGACUAGGUUACUAAGUGACUGGUCAGGAGUAGGACUAGGUUACUAAGUGACCAGUCGGGAGUAGGACUAGGUUACUAAGUGACCGGUCAGGAGUAGGACUAGGUUACUAAGUGACCAGUCAGGAGUAGGACUAGGUUACUAAGUGACCAGUCGGAAGUAGGACUAGGUUACUAAGUGACCAGUCAGGAGUAGGACUAGGUUACUAAGUGACCGGUCAGGAGUAGGACUAGGUUACUAAGUGACCAGUCAGGAGUAGGACUAGGUUACUAAGUGACCAGUCAGGAGUAGGACUAGGUUACUAAGUGACCAGUCGGGAGUAGGACUAGGUUACUAAGUGACCGGUCAGGAGUAGGACUAGGUUACUAAGUGACCAGUCAGGAGUAGGACUAGGUUACUAAGUGACCAGUCAGGAGUAGGACUAGGUUACUAAGUGACCAGUCGGGAGUAGGACUAGGUUACUAAGUGACUGGUCAGGAGUAGGACUAGGUUACUAAGUGACCGGUCAGGAGUAGGACUAGGUUACUAAGUGACCGGUCAGGAGUAGGACUAGGUUACUAAGUGACCAGUCAGGAGUAGGACUAGGUUACUAAGUGACCAGUCGGGAGUAGGACUAGGUUACUAAGUGACUGGUCAGGAGUAGGACUAGGUUACUAAGUGACCGGUCGGGAGUAGGACUAGGUUACUAAGUGACUGGUCAGGAGUAGGACUAGGUUACUAAGUGACCGGUCAGGAGUAGGACUAGGUUACUAAGUGACUGGUCAGGAGUAGGACUAGGUUACUAAGUGACCAGUCGGGAGUAGGACUAGGUUACUAAGUGACUGGUCAGGAGUAGGACUAGGUUACUAAGUGACUGGUCAGGAGUAGGACUAGGUUACUAAGUGACUGGUCAGGAGUAGGACUAGGUUACUAAGUGACCGGUCAGGAGUAGGACUAGGUUACUAAGUGCCGGUCAGGACUAGGACUAGGUUACUAAGUGACCAGUCGGGAGUAGGACUAGGUUACUAAGUGACUGGUCAGGAGUAGGACUAGGUUACUAAGUGACCAGUCGGGAGUAGGACUAGGUUACUAAGUGACCGGUCGGGAGUAGGACUAGGUUACUAAGUGACCGGUCGGGAGUAGGACUAGGUUACUAAGUGACCGGUCAGGACUAGGUUACUAAGUGACCGGUCAGGAGUAGGACUAGGUUACUAAGUGACCAGUCAGGAGUAGGACUAGGUUACUAAGUGACCAGUCGGGAGUAGGACUAGGUUACUAAGUGACCGGUCAGGAGUAGGACUAGGUUACUAAGUGACCGGUCAGGAGUAGGACUAGGUUACUAAGUGACCGGCCAGGAGUAGGACUAGGUUACUAAGUGACCAUUCAGGAGUAGGACUAGGUUACUAAGUAACUGGUCAGGAGUAGGACUAGGUUACUAAGUGACCAGUCGGGAGUAGGACUAGGUUACUAAGUGACCGGUCAGGAGUAGGACUAGGUUACUAAGUGACUGGUCAGGAGUAGGACUAGGUUACUAAGUGACCAGUCAGGAGUAGGACUAGGUUACUAAGUGACCGGUCAGGAGUAGGACUAGGUUACUAAGUGACCGGUCAGGAGUAGGACUAGGUUACUAAGUGACUGGUCAGGACUAGGUUACUAAGUGACCGGUCAGGAGUAGGACUAGGUUACUAAGUGACCGGUCAGGACUAGGUUACUAAGUGACCGGUCAGGAGUAGGACUAGGUUACUAAGUGACCGGUCAGGAGUAGGACUAGGUUACUAAGUGACCGGUCAGGUCAGGAGUAGGACUAGGUUACUAAGUGACCGGUCAGGAGUAGGACUAGGUUACUAAGUAACCGGUCGGGAGUAGGACUAGGUUACUAAGUGACCGGUCGGGAGUAGGACUAGGUUACUAAGUGACCGGUUGGGAGUAGGACUAGGUUACUAAGUGACCGGUCUGGAGUAGGACUAGGUUACUAAGUGACCAGUCAGGAGUAGGACUAGGUUACUAAGUGACCAGUCAGGAGUAGGACUAGGUUACUAAGUGACCAGUCGGGAGUAGGACUAGGUUACUAAGUGACCGGUCAGGAGUAGGACUAGGUUACUAAGUGACCGGUCAGGAGUAGGACUAGGUUACUAAGUGACCGGUCUGGAGUAGGACUAGGUUACUAAGUGACCAGUCAGGAGUAGGACUAGGUUACUAAGUGACCGGUCAGGAGUAGGACUAGGUUACUAAGUGACCGGUCAGGAGUAGGACUAGGUUACUAAGUGACCGGUCAGGAGUAGGACUAGGUUACUAAGUGACCGGUCGGGAGUAGGACUAGGUUACUAAGUGACCGGUCAGGAGUAGGACUAGGUUACUAAGUGACCGGUCAGGAGUAGGACUAGGUUACUAAGUGACCGGUCAGGAGUAGGACUAGGUUACUAAGUGACCGGUCAGGAGUAGGACUAGGUUACUAAGUGACCGGUCGGGAGUAGGACUAGGUUACUAAGUGACCAGUCGGGAGUAGGACUAGGUUACUAAGUGACCGGUCAGGAGUAGGACUAGGUUACUAAGUGACCGGUCAGGAGUAGGACUAGGUUACUAAGUGACCAGUCGGGAGUAGGACUAGGUUACUAAGUGACCAGUCGGGAGUAGGACUAGGUUACUAAGUGACCAGUCGGGAGUAGGACUAGGUUACUAAGUGACCGGUCAGGAGUAGGACUAGGUUACUAAGUGACCGGUCAGGAGUAGGACUAGGUUACUAAGUGACCGGUCAGGAGUAGGACUAGGUUACUAAGUGACCAGUCGGGAGUAGGACUAGGUUACUAAGUGACCGGUCAGGAGUAGGACUAGGUUACUAAGUGACUGGUCAGGAGUAGGACUAGGUUACUAAGUGACCAGUCAGGAGUAGGACUAGGUUACUAAGUGACCGGUCAGGAGUAGGACUAGGUUACUAAGUGACCGGUCAGGAGUAGGACUAGGUUACUAAGUGACCGGUCGGGAGUAGGACUAGGUUACUAAGUGACUGGUCAGGAGUAGGACUAGGUUACUAAGUGACCAGUCGGGAGUAGGACUAGGUUACUAAGUGACCAGUCAGGAGUAGGACUAGGUUACUAAGUGACCAGUCGGGAGUAGGACUAGGUUACUAAGUGACCAGUCAGGAGUAGGACUAGGUUACUAAGUGACCGGUCAGGAGUAGGACUAGGUUACUAAGUGACCGGUCAGGAGUAGGACUAGGUUACUAAGUGACCAGUCGGGAGUAGGACUAGGUUACUAAGUGACCGGUCAGGAGUAGGACUAGGUUACUAAGUGACCAGUCGGGAGUAGGACUAGGUUACUAAGUGACCGGUCAGGAGUAGGACUAGGUUACUAAGUGACCGGUCAGGAGUAGGACUAGGUUACUAAGUGACCGGUCAGGACUAGGUUACUAAGUGACCAGUCAGGAGUAGGACUAGGUUACUAAGUGACCAGUCGGGAGUAGGACUAGGUUACUAAGUGACCGGUCAGGACUAGGUUACUAAGUGACCAGUCAGGAGUAGGACUAGGUUACUAAGUGACCAGUCGGGAGUAGGACUAGGUUACUAAGUGACCGGUCAGGAGUAGGACUAGGUUACUAAGUGACCGGUCUGGAGUAGGACUAGGUUACUAAGUGACCGGUCAGGAGUAGGACUAGGUUACUAAGUGACCGGUCAGGAGUAGGACUAGUUUACUAAGUGACCAGUCGGGAGUAGGACUAGGUUACUAAGUGACCGGUCAGGAGUAGGACUAGGUUACUAAGUGACCGGUCAGGAGUAGGACUAGGUUACUAAGUGACCAGUCGGAAGUAGGACUAGGUUACUAAGUGACCGGUCAGGAGUAGGACUAGGUUACUAAGUGACCGGUCAGGAGUAGGACUAGGUUACUAAGUGACCAGUCGGAAGUAGGACUAGGUUACUAAGUGACCAGUCGGGAGUAGGACUAGGUUACUAAGUGACCGGUCAGGAGUAGGACUAGGUUACUAAGUGACUGGUCAGGACUAGGUUACUAAGUGACCGGUCAGGAGUAGGACUAGGUUACUAAGUGACCAGUCGGGAGUAGGACUAGGUUACUAAGUGACCGGUCAGGAGUAGGACUAGGUUACUAAGUGACCGGUCAGGACUAGGUUACUAAGUGACCGGUCAGGAGUAGGACUAGGUUACUAAGUGACCAGUCGGGAGUAGGACUAGGUUACUAAGUGACCAGUCGGGAGUAGGACUAGGUUACUAAGUGACCGGUCAGGAGUAGCACUAGGUUACUAAGUGACCGGUCAGGAGUAGGACUAGGUUACUAAGUGACCGGUCAGGACUAGGUUACUAAGUGACCGGUCAGGAGUAGGACUAGGUUACUAAGUGACCGGUCAGGACUAGGUUACUAAGUGACCGGUCAGGAGUAGGACUAGGUUACUAAGUGACCGGUCAGGAGUAGGACUAGGUUACUAAGUGACCGGUCAGGAGUAGGACUAGGUUACUAAGUGACCAGUCGGGAGUAGGACUAGGUUACUAAGUGACCGGUCAGGAGUAGGACUAGGUUACUAAGUGACCGGUCAGGAGUAGGUUACUAAGUGACCGGUCAGGAGUAGGACUAGGUUACUAAGUGACACCGGUCAGGAGUAGGACUAGGUUACUAAGUGACCGGUCAGGAGUAGGACUAGGUUACUAAGUGACCGGUCAGGAGUAGGACUAGGUUACUAAGUGACCGGUCAGGAGUAGGACUAGGUUACUAAGUGACCGGUCAGGAGUAGGACUAGGUUACUAAGUGACCGGUCAGGACUAGGUUACUAAGUGACACCGGUCAGGAGUAGGACUAGGUUACUAAGUGACACCGGUCAGGAGUAGGACUAGGUUACUAAGUGACGGUCAGGAGUAGGACUAGGUUACUAAUGACACCGGUCAGGAGUAGGACUAGGUUACUAAGUGAACCGGUCAGGAGUAGGACUAGGUUACUAAGUGACCGGUCGGGAGUAGGACUAGGUUACUAAGUGACCGGUCAGGAGUAGGACUAGGUUACUAAGUGACCGGUCGGGAGUAGGACUAGGUUACUAAGUGACCAGUCGGGAGUAGGACUAGGUUACUAAGUGACCGGUCAGGAGUAGGACUAGGUUACUAAGUGACCGGUCAGGAGUAGGUUACUAAGUGACCGGUCAGGAGUAGGACUAGGUUACUAAGUGACACCGGUCAGGAGUAGGACUAGGUUACUAAGUGACCGGUCAGGAGUAGGACUAGGUUACUAAGUGACCGGUCAGGAGUAGGGACUAGGUUACUAAGUGACUCGGUCAGGAGUAGGACUAGGUUACUAAGUGACCGGUCAGGAGUAGGACUAGGUUACUAAGUGACCGGUCAGGACUAGGUUACUAAGUGACACCGGUCAGGAGUAGGACUAGGUUACUAAGUGACACCGGUCAGGAGUAGGACUAGGUUACUAAGUGACCGGUCAGGAGUAGGACUAGGUUACUAAGUGACACCGGUCAGGAGUAGGACUAGGUUACUAAGUGACCGGUCAGGAGUAGGACUAGGUUACUAAGUGACCGGUCGGGAGUAGGACUAGGUUACUAAGUGACCGGUCAGGAGUAGGACUAGGUUACUAAGUGACCGGUCGGGAGUAGGACUAGGUUACUAAGUGACCGGUCAGGAGUAGGACUAGGUUACUAAGUGACCAGUCAGGACUAGGUUACUAAGUGACCGGUCAGGAGUAGGACUAGGUUACUAAGUGACCGGUCAGGAGUAGGACUAGGUUACUAAGUGACCGGUCAGGACUAGGUUACUAAGUGACCAGUCAGGAGUAUGACUAGGUUACUAAGUGACCGGUCGGGAGUAGGACUAGGUUACUAGGUGACACCGGUCAGGAGUAGGACUAGGUUACUAAGUGACCGGUCAGGAGUAGGACUAGGUUACUAAGUGACUGGUCAGGAGUAGGACUAGGUUACUAAGUGACCAGUCAGGAGUAGGACUAGGUUACUAAGUGACCGGUCAGGAGUAGGACUAGGUUACUAAGUGACCGGUCAGGAGUAGGACUAGGUUACUAAGUGACCGGUCAGGAGUAGGACUAGGUUACUAAGUGACCGGUCAGGACUAGGUUACUAAGUGACCGGUCAGGAGUAGGACUAGGUUACUAAGUGACCGGUCAGGACUAGGUUACUAAGUGACCGGUCAGGAGUAGGACUAGGUUAAUAAGUGACCGGUCAGGAGUAGGACUAGGUUACUAAGUGACCGGUCAGGAGUAGGACUAGGUUACUAAGUGACCAGUCGGGAGUAGGACUAGGUUACUAAGUGACCAGUCGGGAGUAGGACUAGGUUACUAAGUGACCGGUCAGGAGUAGGACUAGGUUACUAAGUGACCGGUCAGGAGUAGGAGUAGGUUACUAAGUGACCGGUCAGGAGUAGGUUACUAAGUGACCAGUCAGGAGUAGGACUAGGUUACUAAGUGACCGGUCGGGAGUAGGACUAGGUUACUAAGUGACACCGGUCAGGAGUAGGACUAGGUUACUAAGUGACCGGUCAGGAGUAGGACUAGGUUACUAAGUGACCGGUCAGGAGUAGGACUAGGUUACUAAGUGACCAGUCAGGAGUAGGACUAGGUUACUAAGUGACCGGUCAGGAGUAGGACUAGGUUACUAAGUGACUGGUCAGGAGUAGGACUAGGUUACUAAGUGACCAGUCAGGAGUAGGACUAGGUUACUAAGUGACCAGUCAGGAGUAGGACUAGGUUACUAAGUGACUGGUCAGGAGUAGAACUAGGUUACUAAGUGACCGGUCAGGAGUAGGACUAGGUUACUAAGUGACCAGUCGGGAGUAGGACUAGGUUACUAAGUGACCAGUCAGGAGUAGGACUAGGUUACUAAGUGACUGGUCAGGAGUAGGACUAGGUUACUAAGUGACUGGUCAGGAGUAGGACUAGGUUACUAAGUGACCAGUCGGGAGUAGGACUAGGUUACUAAGUGACCAGUCGGGAGUAGGACUAGGUUACUAAGUGACCAGUCAGGAGUAGGACUAGGUUACUAAGUGACCGGUCAGGAGUAGGACUAGGUUACUAAGUGACCGGUCGGGAGUAGGACUAGGUUACUAAGUGACCGGUCAGGAGUAGGACUAGGUUACUAAGUGACCGGUCAGGAGUAGGACUAGGUUACUAAGUGACCGGUCAGGAGUAGGACUAGGUUACUAAGUGACCAGUCGGGAGUAGGACUAGGUUACUAAGUGACCGGUCGGGAGUAGGACUAGGUUACUAAGUGACCGGUCAGGAGUAGGACUAGGUUACUAAGUGACCGGUCAGGACUAGGUUACUAAGUGACCGGUCGGGAGUAGGACUAGGUUACUAAGUGACCGGUCAGGACUAGGUUACUAAGUGACCGGUCAGGAGUAGGACUAGGUUACUAAGUGACCGGUCAGGACUAGGUUACUAAGUGACCGGUCAGGAGUAGGACUAGGUUACUAAGUGACCGGUCAGGACUAGGUUACUAAGUGACCGGUCAGGAGUAGGACUAGGUUACUAAGUGACCGGUCAGGACUAGGUUACUAAGUGACCGGUCAGGAGUAGGACUAGGUUACUAAGUGACCGGUCAGGAGUAGGACUAGGUUACUAAGUGACCGGUCAGGAGUAGGACUAGGUUACUAAGUGACCAGUCGGGAGUAGGACUAGGUUACUAAGUGACCAGUCGGGAGUAGGACUAGGUUACUAAGUGACCGGUCAGGAGUAGGACUAGGUUACUAAGUGACCGGUCAGGAGUAGGACUAGGUUACUAAGUGACCGGUCAGGAGUUGGACUAGGUUACUAAGUGACCGGUCAGGAGUAGGACUAGGUUACUAAGUGACCAGUCGGGAGUAGGACUAGGUUACUAAGUGACCGGUCGGGAGUAGGACUAGGUUACUAAGUGACCGGUCAGGAGUAGGACUAGGUUACUAAGUGACCGGUCAGGAGUAGGACUAGGUUACUAAGUGACCGGUCAGGAGUAGGACUAGGUUACUAAGUGACACCGGUCAGGAGUAGGACUAGGUUACUAAGUGACCGGUCAGGAGUAGGACUAGGUUACUAAGUGACACCGGUCAGGAGUAGGACUAGGUUACUAAGUGACACCGGUCAGGAGUAGGACUAGGUUACUAAGUGACCGGUCAGGAGUAGGACUAGGUUACUAAGUGACUGGUCAGGAGUAGGACUAGGUUACUAAGUGACCAGUCAGGAGUAGGACUAGGUUACUAAGUGACCGGUCAGGAGUAGGACUAGGUUACUAAGUGACCAGUCGGGAGUAGGACUAGGUUACUAAGUGACCAGUCGGGAGUAGGACUAGGUUACUAAGUGACCGGUCAGGAGUAGGACUAGGUUACUAAGUGACCGGUCAGGAGUAGGACUAGGUUACUAAGUGACCAGUCGGGAGUAGGACUAGGUUACUAAGUGACCAGUCGGGAGUAGGACUAGGUUACUAAGUGACCGGUCAGGAGUAGGACUAGGUUACUAAGUGACCGGUCAGGAGUAGGUUACUAAGUGACCGGUCAGGAGUAGGACUAGGUUACUAAGUGACACCGGUCAGGAGUAGGACUAGGUUACUAAGUGACACCGGUCAGGAGUAGGACUAGGUUACUAAGUGACCGGUCAGGAGUAGGACUAGGUUACUAAGUGACCAGUCGGGAGUAGGACUAGGUUACUAAGUGACCAGUCGGGAGUAGGACUAGGUUACUAAGUGACCAGUCGGGAGUAGGACUAGGUUACUAAGUGACCGGUCAGGAGUAGGACUAGGUUACUAAGUGACCAGUCAGGAGUAGGACUAGGUUACUAAGUGACCAGUCGGGAGUAGGACUAGGUUACUAAGUGACCGGUCGGGAGUAGGACUAGUUUACUAAGUGACCGGUCAGGAGUAGGACUAGGUUACUAAGUGACCGGUCAGGAGUAGGACUAGGUUACUAAGUGACCGGUCAGGAGUAGGACUAGGUUACUAAGUGACCAGUCGGGAGUAGGACUAGGUUACUAAGUGACCAGUCGGGAGUAGGACUAGGUUACUAAGUGACCAGUCGGGAGUAGGACUAGGUUACUAAGUGACCGGUCAGGAGUAGGACUAGGUUACUAAGUGACCGGUCAGGAGUAGGACUAGGUUACUAAGUGACCGGUCAGGAGUAGGACUAGGUUACUAAGUGACCAGUCGGGAGUAGGACUAGGUUACUAAGUGACCAGUCAGGAGUAGGACUAGGUUACUAAGUGACCAGUCAGGAGUAGGACUAGGUUACUAAGUGACUGGUCAUGAGUAGGACUAGGUUACUAAGUGACCAGUCGGGAGUAGGACUAGGUUACUAAGUGACCGGUCGGGAGUAGGACUAGGUUACUAAGUGACGGUCAGGAGUAGGACUAGGUUACUAAGUGACCGGUCAGGAGUAGGACUAGGUUACUAAGUGACACGGUUUAGGAGUAGGACUAGGUUACUAAGUGACCGGUCAGGAGUAGGACUAGGUACUAAGUGACCAGUCGGGAGUAGGACUAGGUUACUAAGUGACCGGUCAGGGGUAGGACUAGGUUACUAAGUGACCGGUCAGGAGUAGGACUAGGUUACUAAGUGACCGUCGAAGGAGUCAGGAGUAGGAGGACUAGGUUACUAAGUGACGGUCAGGAGUAGGACUAGGUUAUAGUGACCAGUCGGGAGUAGGACUAGGUUACUAAGUGACCAGUCAGGAGUAGGACUAGGUUACUAAGUGACCAGUCGGGAGUAGGGCUAGGUUACUAAGUGACCGGUCAGGAGUAGGACUAGUUACUAAGUGACCGUCAGGAGUAGGACUAGGUUACUAAGGACAGGGCGGAGUAGGACUAGGUUACUAAGUGAACCGGUCGGAGUAGGACUAGGUUUACUAAGUGACCGGUCAGGAGUAGGACUAGGUUACUAAGUGACCGGGCAGGAGUAGGACUAGGUUACUAAGUGACCGGUCAGGAGUAGGACUAGGUUACUAAGUGACCGGGCGGGAGUAGGACUAGGUUACUAAGUGACCAGUCGGAGUAGGACUAGGUUACUAAGGACCAGUCGGGAUAGGGACUAGGUUACUAAGUGACCGGUCAAGGGAAGGUUAAAGGACUAGGUAUACUAAGUGACCGGUCAGGAGUAGGACUAGGUUACUAAGUGACCAGUCGGGAGUAGGACUAGGUUACUAAGUGACCAGGGACAGGGUUUGGACUAGGUUACUAAGUGACCAGUCAGGAGUAGGACUAGGUUACUAAGUGACCGGUCAUGAGUAGGACUAGGUACUAAGUGACCAGUCGGGAGUAGGACUAGGUUACUAAGUGACCGGUCGGGAGUAGGACUAGGUUACUAAGUGACCGGUCAGGGGGUAGGACUAGGUUACUAAGUGACCGUCAGGAGUAGGACUAGGUUACUAAGUGAAACCGGUCAGGAGUAGGACUAGGUUACUAAGUGACCGGUCAGGAGUAGGACUAGGUUACUAAGUGACAGUCGGAGUAGGACUAGGUUACUAAGUGACCGGUCAGGAGUAGGACUAGGUUACUAAGUGACCGGUCAGAGUAGGACUAGGUUAUAAGUGACCGGUCAGGAGAGACUAGGUUACUAGUGACCGGUCAGGAGUAGGACUAGGUUAGUAAGUGACCAGUAGGGAGUAGGACUAGGUUACUAAGUGACCGGUCAGGAUAGCGUUACUAAGUGACGGUCAGGAGUAGGACUAGGUUACUAAGUGACCGGUCAGGAGUAGGACUAGGUUACUAAGUGACCCGUCGGGAGGAGUAGGACUAGGUUACUAAGUGACAGUCAGGGGGUAGACUAGGUUACUAAGUGAACCGGUCAGAGUAGGACUAGGUUACUAAGUGACCGGUCAGGAGUAGGACUAGGUUACUAAGUGACCAGGGCGGGAGUAGGACUAGGUUACUAAGUGACCGGUCAGGAGUAGGACUAGGUACUAAGUGACCGGUCGGGAGUAGGACUAGGUUACUAAGUGACCGGUCAGGAGUAGGACUAGGUUACUAAGUGACAGUCAGGGAGUAGGACUAGGUUACUAAGUGACCGGUCAGGAGUAGGACUAGGUUACUAAGUGACCGGUCAGGAGUAGGACUAGGUUACUAAGUGACCAGUCAGGAGUAGGACUAGGUUACUAAGUGACCGGUCAGGUUAGGACUAGGUUACUAAGUGACCAGUCAGGAGUAGGACUAGGUUACUAAGUGACCGGUCAGGAGUAGGACUAGGUUACUAAGUGACGUCGGAGUAGGACUAGGUACUAAGCGACCGGUCAGGAGUAGGACUAGGUUACUAAGUGACCGUCGGGAGUAGGACUAGGUUUUCUAAGUGACCGGUCAGGAGUAGGACUAGGUUACUAAGUGACCGGUCAGGGAGUAGGACUAGGUUACUAAGUGACCAGUCAGGGGGUAGGACUAGGUUACUAAGUGACCGGUCAGGAGUAGGACUAGGUUACUAAGUGACGGUCAGGAGUAGGACUAGGUUACUAAGUGACCGGUCAAGAGUAGACUAGGACUAAUACGGGUUUACUAAGUGACGGUAGAGUAACAGGACUAAGUAUCAGGAGUAGUAGGUUACUAAGUGACCGGUCAGGAUAGGUUACUAAGUGACCGGUUCGGAGUAGGACUACGGUUACUAAGUUGAAACCUCGGGUAGGAGUAGACUAGGUUUCAAGUGACACCGGUCAGGAGUAGGAUAGGUUACUAAGUGACCAGUGGCGAUUAGGACCAGGUUACUAAGGACCUCCAGAUGGACUGGUUAUAAACAGUGAGUAGGGUAGGUACAAAGUGACACGGUCAAAGGGGUAGGACUAGGUUACUAAGUGACCGGUCGGUGAGUCAGGACUAGGUUACUAAGUGCGUGGAGUGGACUAGUUAUGUACGCCCGGAGUAGGACUAGUAAACUAUUUGACGCCCAGGAGUAGGACUAGGUUACUAAUGACCGUCAGAGUGGACUAAACAGUUGACCGUGCCAUAGCUGGUUACUAAACCAGUCAAACGGUUACAAGGCGUCAGAGUAAAGACUAUUACAGUGGCCUCAGAGUAGACUAGUUACAAUUGACUUGAGAGGCUGGUUAUAAGAACGGUCGACUGGUUACAAGUUGUAACUAUUCAUGACCGUGGAGUGGCUAGGUUACUAAGUGCCGGUUCAGGAGUAGGACUGGUUAUGUGACCGCCAGGUGUUAAUAGUUCUAAGUGAACCUCCCGAGAGGACUGGUUACUAAGACAGGUCAUGUAGGCGGGUGGUUAAGAAUGACCCGCCCCAGCGGUUAGGACUAUUACAAGUACUGAGUGAACAACAAGUAAUCCUAAUAUUUCCACACCCUAAUUGUAGGCUAACCAACUAACUAAUACCCAAACAGAGAUUCAGUGAAAAUAAAAAUCUGACCAGUCCCCAUGCUUGUCUCAAAGCAGCACGAAACGGUGCUGAAAUAGUUGACCUACAUUGCUUCAAAUCCUAGUAUAACAAUUUGAUGACUUUGGGUGUUUCAUUAAGCAACAAUUUGAUGCCUUCAAUUGCAUUAGCCUUCUUUAUGCCAAUGUGUCUGUCAUUCAGUGAUAUUUAUUCCCAUAGUAAUUCAUAAUGGAUCCAUCCAGAUGUGGUUAUAAAACAGUGCAUGUGGUGGGCUAUGCAAAGAGAUGGGUGAAGAGACAUGCCUCGCAAACAUCCAUUAGUACAAUUAAAGUCCCUAAACUCAGCCAGAGUCUAUUGUCCUGCUGAUAGCCCACCAAGGGUGGAUGGCUUCUUUUGUAUUCCAAUGUAUUGGAAAGGCUGCUAAACCAUUUCCACCUUGCCCACAGCGUUGUUAAACCAUUUCCACCUUGCCCACAGCGUUGCUAAACCAUUUCCACCUUGCCCACAGCGUUGUUAAACCAUUUCCACCUGGCCCACAGCGUUGUUAAACCAUUACCACCUGGCCCACAGCGUUGUUAAACCAUUUCCACCUUGCCCACAGCGUUGUUAAACCAUUUCCACCUGGCCCACAGCAUGUAAACCAUUUCCACCUUGCCCACAGCGUUGCUAAACCAUUUCCACCUUGCCCACAGCGUUGUUAAACCAUUUCCACCUUGCCCACAGCGUUGUUAAACCAUUUCCACCUUGCCCACAGCGUUGUUAAACCAUUUCCACCUUGCCCACAGCGUUGUUAAACCAUUUCCACCUUGCCACGUUUAACCAUCCACCUUGCCCACAGCGUUGUUAAACCAUUUCCACCUGGCCCACAGCGUUGUUAAACCAUUUCCACCUGGCCCACAGCGUUGUUGAGUACUAACAGUACAGGGCCCUUUCACUCCAUUCUCUGUCUGAAUCUCUAGCAAUACCACCAGAUUAUUAUCUCUAUUGUUGUCAUCUAUUCGCUAACAUUCCACAAGUAAAUGUAAUAAACAGUCCAUCAUUACUUUAAGACGUGAAGGUCAGUCAAUACAGAAAUUGUCAAGAACUAAAGUUUCUUCAAGUGCAGUCGCAAAAACCGCUAUGAUGAAACUGGCUCUCAUGAGGACCGCCAAAGGAAUGGAAGACCCAGAGUUACCUCUGCUGCAGAGGAUAAGUUCAUUAGAGUUACCAGCCACAGAAAUUGCAGCCCAAAUAAAUGCUUCACAGAGUUCAAGUAACAGACACAUCUCAACAUCAACUGUUCAGAGGAGACUGUGUGAAUCAGUCCUUCAUGGUCGAAUUGCUGCAAAGAAACCGCUGCUAAAGGAUACCAAUAAGAAGAAGAGACCUGCUUGGGCCAAGAAACACGAGCAAUGGACAUUAGACCGGUGGAAAUGUGUCCUUUGGUCUGGAGUCCAAAUUGGAGAUUUUUGGUUCCAACCGGCAUGUCUUUGUGAGACGCGGUGUGGGUGAUUUGUGAGACGCGGUGUGGGUGAACGGAUGAUCUCCGCAUGUGUAUUUCCCACCGUAAAGCAUGGAGGAGGAGGUGUUAUGGUGUGGGGGUGCUUUUCUGGUGACACUGUCUGUGAUUUAUUCAGAAUUCAAUGCACACUUAACCAGCAUGGCUACCACAGCAUUCCACAGUGAUAUGCCAUCCCAUCUGGAUAGUGGGACUAUCAUUUGUUUUUCAACAGGACAAUGACCCAACACACCUCCAAGCUGUGUAAGGGCUAUUUGACCAAGAAGGAGAGUGAUGGAGUGCUGCAUCAGAUGACCUGGCAAAUCCACAAUCCCCCGACCUCAACUAAAUUGAGAUGGUUUGGGAUGAGUUGGACCGCAGAGUGAAGGAAAAGCAGCCAACAAGUGCUCAGCAUAUUUUACAUUUACAUUUUAGUCAUUUAGCAGACGCUCUUAUCCAGAGCGACUUACAGUUAGUGAAUACAUAUAUAUUUUUUUUCAUACUGGUCCCCUGUGGGAAUUGAACCCACAACCCUGGCGUUGCAAACGCCAUGCUCUAUCAACUGAGCUACAUCCCUGCCGGCCAUUCCCUCCCCUACCCUGGACAACGCUAGGCCAAUUGUGCGCUGCCCAUGAGCUUGCCCAUGCAUAUGUGGGAACUCCUUCAAGACUGUUGGAAAAGAAUUCCAGGUGAAGCUGGUUGAGAGAAUGCCAAGAGUGUGCAAAGCUGUCAUCAAGGCAAAGGGUGGCUAUUUGAAGAAUCUAUCAUCUAAAAUAUGUUUUGAUUUGUUUAACACUUUUUUGGUUACUACAUGAUUCCAUAUGUGUUAUUUCAGAGUUUUGAUGUCUUCACUAUUAUUCUACAACGUAAAAAAUUAUAAAAAAUAAAGAAAAACCCUUGAAUGAGUAGGUGUGUCCAAACUUUUGACUGGUAGUUUAUAUUUUAAGAAUAUAAUGGAAUAUAACAUAACAUUUUCGUUUCUCAGAGUGCGCGCGGGACAGAGGAAGAUCAAUUCUUACACUAUUGUUCUAAAUUCAAUCACUAUCUUCUUCAUCCUCAUCAUUCAGUUCAUUACAAUUAAUGUUUAAUGCCAGAAAUACAGUGCCUUGCAAAAGUAUUCAUCCCCCUUGGUGUUUUUCCUAUUUUAUUGCAUUACAACCUGUAAUUUAAAUGGAUUUCUAUUUGGAUUUCAUGUAAUGGACAUACACAAAAUAGUCGAAAUUGGUGAAGUGAAAUGAAAAAAAAAAACUUGUUUCAAAAAAAUAAUAAUAAUACAUAACGUAAAAGUGGUGCGUGCAUAUGUAUUUUUUUUAUUUAUUUUUUUCACCUUUAUUUAACCAAGUAAACCAGUUGAGAACAAGUUCUCAUUUACAACUGCGACCUGGCCAAGAUAAAGCAAAGCAGUGCGAUAAAAACAACAACACAGAGUUACAUAUGGGGUAAAACAAAACAAAGUCAAAAAUGCAACAGAAAUAAAUAUAUAUACAGUGUGUGCAAAUGUAGCAAGUUAUAGAGGUAAGGCAAUAAAUAGGCUAUAGUGCAAAAUAAUUACAAUUAGUAUUAACACUGGAAUGAUAGAUGUGCAAGAGAUGAUGUGCAAAUAGAGAUACUGGGGUACAAAUGAGCAAAAUAAAUAACAAUAUAGGGAUGAGGUAGUUGGGCGGGCUAAUUUCAGAUGGGCUGUGUACAGGUGCAGUGAUCGGUAAGGUGCUCUGACAACUGAUGCUUAAAGUUAGUGAGGGAGAUAAGUGUCUCCAGCUUCAGAGAUUUUUGCAAUUUUUUCCAGUCAUUGGCAGCAGAGAACUGGAAGGAAUGGCGGCCAAAGGAGGUGUUGGCUUUGGGGAUGACCAGUGAGAUAUACCUGCUGGAGCGCAUACUACGGGUGGGUGUUGCUAUGGUGACCAAUGAGCUAAGAUAAGGCGGGGAUUUGCCUAGCAGUGAUUUAUAGAUGGCCUGGAGCCAGUGGGUUUGGCGACGAAUAUGUAGUGAGGAUCAGCCAACAAGAGCGUACAGGUCACAGUGGUGGGUAGUAUAUGGGGCUUUGGAGACAAAACGGAUGGCACUGUGAUAGACUACAUCCAAUUUGCUGAGUAGAGUGUUGGAGGCUAUUUUGUAAAUGACAUCGCCGAAGUCAAGGAUCGGUAGGAUAGUCAGUUUUACGAGGGCAUGUUUGGCAGCAUGAGUGAAGGAGGCUUUGUUGCGAAAUAGGAAACCGAUUCUAGAUUUAACUUUGGAUUGGAGAUUCUUAAUGUGAGUCUGGAAGGAGAGUUUACAGUCUAACCAGACACCUAGAUAUUUGUAGUUGUCCACAUACUCUAGGUCAGACCCGUCGAGAGUAGUGAUUCUAGUCGGGUGGGCGGGUGCAAGCAGCGUUCGAUUUAAGAGCAUGCAUUUAGUUUUACUAGUGUUUAAGAGCAGUUGGAGGCUACUGAAGGAGUGUUGUAUGGCAUUGAAGCUCGUUUGGAGGUUUGUUAACACAGUGUCCAAUGAAGGGCCAGAUGUAUACAAAAUGGUGUCGUCUGCGUAGAGGUGGAUCUGAGAGUCACCAGCAGCAAGAGCGACAUCAUUUACAUACACAGAGAAAAGAGUCGGCCCAAGAAUUGAACCCUGUGGCACCCCCAUAGAGACUGCCAGAGGUCCAGACAACAGGCCCUCCGAUUUGACACAUUGAACUCUAUCUGAGAAGUAGUUGGUGAACCAGGCGAGGAUAUGUAUUCACCCCCUUUGCUAUGAAGCCCCUAAAUAAGAUCUGGUGCAACCAAUUACCUUCAGAAGUCACAUAAUUAGUUAAAUAAACUCCACCUCUGUGCAAUCUAAGUGUCACAUGAUCUGUCACAUGAUCUCAGUAUACACUACCGUUCAAAAGUUUGGGGUCACUUAGAAAUGUCCUUGUUUUCGAAAGAAAAACGAUUUUUUUGUCCAUUAAAAUAACAUCAAAUUGAUCAGAAAUGCAGUGUAGACAUUGUUAUGUUGUAAAUGGCUAUUGUAGCUUAAAACGGCUGAUUAUUAAUGGAAUAUCUACAUAGACGUACAGAGGCCCAUUAUCAGCAACCAUCAGUCCUGUGUUCCAAUGGCACGUUGUGUUUGCUAAUCAAAGUUGAUCAUUUUAAAAGGCUAAUUGAUCAUUAGAAAACCAUUUUGCAAUUAUGUUAGCACAGCUGAAAACAGUUGUGCUGAUUAAAGAAGCAAUAAAACUGGGCUUCUUGAGACUAGUUGAGUAUCUGGAGCAUCAGCAAUUGUGGGUUCGAUUACAGGCUCAAAAUGGCCAGAAACAAAGAACUUUCUUCUGAAACUCGUCAGUCUAUUCUUGUUCUGAGAAAUGAAGGCUAUUCCAUGCAAGAAAUUGCCAAGAAACUGAAGAUCUCGUACAACGCUGUGUACUACUCCCUUCACAGAACAGCGCAAACUGGCUCUAACCAGAAUAGAAAGAGGAGUGGGAGGCCCCGGUGCACAACUGAGCAAGAGGACAAAUACAUUAGUGUUUAGUUUGAGAAACAGACGCCUCACAGGUCCUCAACUGGCAGCUUCAUUAAAUAGUACCCACAAAACACCAGGACAUUCAGAGACUUGUCCCGAAGCCACUCCUGCGUUGUCUUGGCUGUGUGCUUAGGGUCGUUGUCCUAUUGGAAGGUGAACCUUCGCCCCAGUCUGAGGUCCUGAGCGCUCUGGAGCAGGUUUUCAUCAAGUAUCUCUCUGUACUUUGCUCCGUUCAUCUUUCCCUCGAUCCUGACUAGUCUCCCAGUCCCUGCCACUGAACAACAUCCCCACAGCAUGAUGCUGCCACCACCAUGCUUCACCGUAGGGAUGGUGCCAGGUUUCUUCCAGAUAUGACACUUGGCAUUCAGGCCAAAGAGUUCAAUCUUGGUUUCAUCAGACCAGAAAAUCUUGUUUCUCAUGGUCUGAGAGUCUUUAGGUGCCUUUUGGCAAACUCCAAGCGUGCUGUCAUGUGCCUUUUACUGAGGAGUGGCUUCUGUCUGGCCACUCUUCCGUAAAGGCCUGAUUGGUGGAGUGCUUUAGUGAUGGUUGUCCUUCUGGAAGGUUCUCCCAUCUCCGCAGAGGAACUCUGGAGCUCUGUCAGAGUGACCAUUUGGGUUCUUGGUCACCUCCCUGACCAAGGCCCUUCUCCCCCGAUUGCUUAGUUUGGCCGGGCGGCCAGCUCUAGGAAGAGUCUUGGUGGUUCCAAACUUCUUCCAUUUAAGAAUAAUGGAGGCCACUGUGUUUUUGGGGACCUUCAAUGCUGCAGAAAUGUUUUGGUACCCUUCCCCAGAUCUGUCCUCGACACAAUCCUGUCUCGAAGCUCUACGGACAAUUCCUUCGACCUCAUGGCUUGGUUUUUGCUCUGACAUGCACUGUCAACUAUUGGACCUUAUAUAGACAGGUGUGUGCCUUUCCAAAUCAUGUCCAAUCAAUUGAAUUUACCACAGGUGGACUCCAAUCAAAUUGUAGAAACAUCUCAAGGAUGAUCAAUGGAAACAGGAUGCACCUUAGAUCAAUUUCGAGUCUUAUAGCAAAGGGUCUGAAUACUUAUGUACUUAUGUAAAUAUAGUAUUUAUUUUGUAAAAAUUGUAAUACAUUUGCACAUUAUGGGGUAUUGUGUGUAGAUUGAUGAGUAAAACAUUUAAUGUAAUCCAUUUUAAAUAAGGCUGUAACGUAACAAAAUGUGGAAAAAGGGAAGCAGUAUGAAUACUUUCCGAAUGCACUGUAUAUACAAAAGUAUGUGGACACCGUUCAAAUUAGUGGAUUUGACUAUUUCAGCCGUUGUUGACAGGUGUAUAAAAUUGAGCACACAGCCAUGCAAUCUCCAUAGACAAACAUUGGCAGUAGAAUGGCCUUACUGAAGAGCUCAGUGACUUUCAAUGUGGUACUGUCAUAGGAUGCGUAGCGCAUACAAAUCUUCUGUCCUCGGUUGCAACACUCACUACCAAGUUCCAAACUGCCACUGGAAGCAACGUCAGCACAAUAACUGUUCAUCGGGAGCUUCAUGAAAUGGGUUUCCAUGGCCGAGCAGCCGCACACAAGCCUAAGAUCACCAUGCACAAUGCCAAGCGUCGGCUGGAGUUGUGUAAAGCUUGCCGCCAUUGGACUCUGGAGCAGUGGAAACUCAUUCUCUGGAGUGAUGAUUCACGUUUCACUACAUUUACAUUUACGUCAUUUAGCAGACGCUCUUAUCCAAAACGACUUACAAAUUGGUGCAUUCACCUUAUAGCCAGUGGGAUAACCACUUUACAAUGUUUUUUUGUUUUUUUUGGGGGGGUGGGUAGAAGGAUUACUUUAUCCUAUCCCAGGUAUUCCUUAAAGAGGUGGCGUUUCAAAUGUCUCCGGAAGGUGGUGAGUGACUCCGCUGUCCUGGCGUCGUGAGGGAGCUUGUUCCACCAUUGGGGUGCCAGAGCAGCGAACAGUUUUGACUGGGCUGAGCGGGAACUAUGCUUCCGCAGAGGUAGGGGAGCUAGCAGGCCAGAGAUGAAUGAACGCAAUGCCCUCGUUUGGGUGUAGGGACUGAUCAGAGCCUGAAGGUACGGAGGUGCCGUUCCCCUCACAGCUCCGUAGGCAAGCACCAUGGUCUUGUAGCAGAUGCGAGCUUCAACUGGAAGCCAGUGGAGUGUGCGGAGGAGCGGGGUGACGUGAGAGAACUUGGGAAGGUUGAACACCAGACGGGCUGCGGCAUUCUGGAUGAGUUGUUGGGGUUUAAUGGCACAGGCAGGGAGCCCAGCCAACAGCGAGUUGCAGUAAUCCAGACGGGAGAUGACAAGUGCCUGGAUUAGGACCUGUGCCACUUCCUGUGUAAGGCAGGGUCGUACUCUCCGAAUGUUGUAGAGCAUGAACCUACAGGAUCGGGUCACCGCCUUGAUGUUAGCGGAGAACGACAGGGUGUUGUCCAGGGUCACGCCAAGGCUCUUCGCACUCUGGGAGGAGGACACAACGGAGUUGUCAACCGUGAUGGUGAGAUCAUGGAACAGGCAGUCCUUCCCCGGGAGGAAGAGCAGCUCCGUCUUGCCAAGGUUCAGCUUGAGGUGGUGAUCCGUCAUCCAUACUGAUAUGUCUGCCAGAGAUGCGAUUCGCCACCUGGUUAUCAGAAGGGGGAAAGGAGAAGAUUAGUUGUGUGUCGUCUGCUGGUAUCUGGCAGUCUGACGGACGAAUCUGGGUUUGGCGGAUACCAGGAGAACGCUACCUGCCCGAAUGCAUAGUGCCAACUGAAAAGUUUGGUGGAGGAGGAAUAAUGGUCUGGGGCUGUUUUUCAUGGUUCGGGCUAGGCUUCUUAGUUCUAGUGAAGGGAAAUCAUAACGCUACAGCAUACAAUGACAUUCUAGACGAACUUUGUGGCAAUAGUUUGGGUAAGGCCCAUUCCUGUUUCAGCAUGACCAUGCCCCCGUGCACAAAGCGAGGUCCAUACAGAAAUGGUUUGUCUAUCGGUGUGGAAGAACUUGACUGGCUUGCACAGAGCCCUGACCUCAACCCCAUCGAACACCUUUAAGAUUAAUUGGAACGCCGACUGCGAGCCAGGCCUAAUCACCCAACAUCAGUGCCAGACCUCACUAAUGCUCUUGUGGCUGAAUGGAAGCAAGUCCCCACAGCAAUGUUCCAACAUCUAGUGGAAAGCCUUCCCAGAAGAGUGGAGGCUGUUAUAGCAGCAAAGGGGGGACCAACUCCAUAUUAAUGCCCAUGAUUUAGGAAUGAGAUGUUUGACUAGCAGGUGUCCACAUCCUGUUGACAUGUGGUGUAUGUAGGUAGUGUAUAUGUCAAAUGGUUAAGGGAAUACCAGAUACAUAUAUUCCCAUAUAGGUUUAAAACAUUCUCACACCUAUCUUUUUAAACUUAAACAGAUUACUCAAACUUCUGAUAUUAAAGUUUAAACAUUGAGGUAAACACUAAUUCUCAGGCACUAUUUAAAAGAAAGAAAAAUACAAAUAAAAAGCUGAUUCCGAUUCAGAAGGGGUCUAUGUAGAACCUUCAUGCCUUCCAAAUAAUCAUCAGAACCCUUUCUUCCAAAUAAUCAUCAGAACCCUUUCUUCCAAAUAAUCAUCAGAACCCUUUCUUCCAAAUAAUCAUCAGAACCCUUUCUUCCAAAUAAUCAUCAGAACCCUUUCUUCCAAAUAAUCAUCAGAACCCUUUCUUCCAAAUAAUCAUCAGAACCCUUUCUUCCAAAUAAUCAUCAGAACCCUUUCUUACAAAUAAUCAUCAGAACCCUUUCUUACAAAUAAUCAUCAGAACCCUUUCUUACAAAUAAUCAUCAGAACCCUUUCUUACAAAAACGGUUCUGAGGAUGUUAAAGGUUCUAGGCAGAACCCUUUGCCUUAGAACGAACCCUCGUCUUCCAAAAAUGGGUUAUUAAGAUGAAAUCAGUUGUCGGUAAAACUCUAUCCCUCCACAAAAAAACCUUUUGGAACCAUUUUUUCUAAUAGUGCACAGUGAAACAUGAUUCAUCUCUGUCUUAAGAAUGACAAUGUGUUUCCUCCUGUGUCUAACUCUGACCCUGUGUAUCUCCUCCUGUGUCUUACUCUGACCUUAACUCUAUCCCCCUGUGUCUAACUCUGACCCUGACCUUGUCCUCAUGUGUUUGACUCUGACCUUGACCCUCUCCUCCUGUGUCUAACUCUGACCCUGUGUCGAACUCUGACCCUGACCCUCUCCUCCUGUGUCUAACUCUGACCCUGUGUCGAACUCUGAUCUUGACCCUCUCCUCCUGUGUCUGACCUUGACCCUCUCCUCCUGUGUCUAACUCUGACCCUGUGUCGAACUCUGACCCUGACCCUCUCCUCCUGUGUCUAACUCUGACCCUGACCCUGUCUUCCUGUGUCUAACUCUGACCCUGUGUGUCUCCUCCUGUGUCUAACUCUGACCAUGUGUCUCUCCUCCUGUGUCGAACUCUGACCUUGACCCUCUCCUCCUGUGUCUAACUCUGACCCUGUGUCGAACUCUGACCCUGACCCUCUCCUCCUGUGUCUAACUCUGACCCUGUGUCGAACUCUGACCCUGACCCUCUCCUCCUGUGUCUAACUCUGACCCUGACCCUCUCCUCCUGUGUCUAACUCUAACCUUAACCCUAUCCCCCUGUGUCUAACUCUAACCUUAACCCUAUCCCCCUGUGUCUAACUCUGACCCUGUGUCUCUCCCCCUGUGUCUAACUCUGACCCUGUGUCUCUCCUCCUGUGUCUAACUCUGACCCUGUCUUCCUGUGUCUAACUCUGACCCUGUGUCGAACUCUGACCCUGACCCUCUCCUCCUGUGUCUAACUCUGACCCUGUGUCUCUCCUCCUGUGUCUAACUCUGACCCUGUGUCGAACUCUGACCCUGACCCUCUCCUCCUGUGUCUAACUCUGACCCUGUCCCUCUCCUCCUCCAGACUCUGAUGAGUCUCCGAGCUCCAGGGAGCGGACAGUGGUUCUCCGUUGCAACGCUGCGCUCUGUAGCGAGGACCUGUGCAGUCGUCUGAACACCAAGAAGGACUCCGGCUGCCAGACUGAAGACUUCCUGGUCUGCGCUCCGUCCCGCCGGAGGGUCCAGUCCCAGUGGGGUCAGGAGGGGGUCAACUCCGCCCCCGUCCCUCUGUCCCUCUCCACCGGGAACAUCUCCUCUCUACCAGACCCCUCGGAGCGCAACGACGCCAUGUUCUCCUCUUCGCUGGGGGUACGCCUGCGGUCACACAGCCAGCCAAGGGAGGGGAGGAGACUGAUGGAUGAGGUUCACCACCACAGGGAGAAGGGGGAGGAGCUGUCUCCCUCAGAGACUGAGGACUUCCUGUCUGGGCCGGGGGAGCUGAAGGAGGAGGGGGAGGAGAGUACCGAUGACCAGGCCCAGCCGGACCACCCUCUGGCCAGCCUGAAGUACCAGCAGCACCCUGGCAGCCCCUGGAUGGAGAGGGGCCGCUCCCGCCUCCCCCGGAAGGUUGACAUGGGGAGCUGUGAGAUGUCCUCCAGCUCAGACACCUUCUCCAGUCCGCUCCACUCUACCUCCACCAGGGGAGUUCUGGGGUGUCAGAUGGACCAUAAAGACGACCACCAGUCUUCUAGUGGGAACUGGAGUGGCAGCAGCUCAACAUGCCCCUCCCAUACCUCCGAGACCCUCCCCCCAGCCACCUCCCCCCAGCUCACUGGCUCCUCCCACUGUGACUCGGAGCUGUCGCUGAACACCGCCCCCCAUGCUACAGAUGACCCCGCCCUCAUCCUGGACCCUUACCAGACCGACCGGCAGCUGGAUGAUGCAAGGGUCAGCACGGCUAGCGACGGGGAGUGGAGUUACCCACACCCUGACCACCCCAGCCCCAGGCCCCAUGACCUCAGCCCUGAGCGCUCCAGAGAGGGGGAGGGGAGUCUGGGCUGCCCAAGCUUUACCAGCAUGGCUACCUGUGAGAGCUUCACUACAGACAAGCCUCCUUCUGAGAAGGCUGACACUGUAUCAUACUACUCCAUAGACACUGAGGGUUACUACACCUCCAUGCACUUUGACUGUGGUCUGAAAGGGAGCAAGAGCUUCAUGUAUAACUACUCUGCCUCUGACUGUGGCCAGGAGCACAUGACUCUGGGGAGACGCUGUCUGACGUUGAGGAAACCCAAGGCCAAGCCCUCUGCCCCCAGGCGCAGCUCCUCACUAAGGAAGAUCAACGGGGGGGGGGACGCUCCUGACGACAGUGAACCAAAGACCCCCAGUGGGCAGCAGAGAAAGUGGUGUUCCAGAGAGAGGAGGUUACAGCUGGACCUGGAGGGCUCCCUGGGCCGCACUGACCCCCCUGACCCUGACCCUGCUCUGAACCAUCUGGAGGACCCUAUUCUGGGAGGGGAGGGGGGGUCAGGGUUGGAGCAAGACCCCCUGGAGGCCCUGGAGACCUGGCGGAGGGAGGACACCGAGGAGAUGCCCGGCUCCGGCCUGUUUGGUUCCUCUGACAGAGGCUCCUAUAAAGAUGAGGGCGCUGUCCAGUCAGACUAUGCAGAUCUCUGGCUUGUGAAUGACUUGAAGUCAAACACCGACCCCUACCGCUCCCUGUCUAACUCCUCCACCGCUACCGGUACUACUGUAAUAGAAUGUAUAAAGUCUCAGAGUUCAGAGUCCCAGACCUCCCAAUCAGGCUCCAGAGCCACCACCCCCUCACUGCCAUCAGUAGAAGACUUCAAGAUGUCCUCCCUGCCCUCAGUAGAAGGUGACUUCAAGAUGUCCUCUCCAGAGAGGCUCGCCGGCUUAGUGUCGCCAUCUAGUGGCUACUCCAGCCAAUCAGAAACCCCCACCUCCUCCUUCCCCUCAGCCUUCUUCCCCGAACCCCUGUCACCCACCAAUCAGAAGAGGAAGCCCAAGAUUCCAGAGAGGAAGUCAUCUCUGUCCGUCACCUCCACCAGAGAUCUGGAGCUGCCAGUCAUCCCCCCCAGCCACCAGGACCUCAGUGCCCUUCACAGCCCUAACCCUACCAACCCUAACCCUACCCCUACCAACCCUAACCCUACCCCUACCAACCCUACCCCUACCAACCCUAACCCUACCAACCCUAACCCUACCCCUACCAACCCUAACCCUACCAACCCUAACCCUACCCCUACCAACCCUACCCCUACCAACCCUAACCCUACCCCUACCAACCCUACCCCUACCAACCCUAACCCUACCCCUACCAACCCUACCCCUACCAACCCUAACCCUACCCCUACCAACCCUAACCCUACCAACCCUAACCCUACCCCUACCAACCCUCCUCCAGUCUCUACCAAGCCCCCAGGCCACAGGAACCAGCUCUACCUCCUGCAGCAAAGCAAGCAGAAGGCAGGAGCAUCGGCCAGGGCUGAGGCCAGUCCAGCAACCGAGACCUCCAGCAGUCUUCCCAUGACCAUCACCCCCACCGUGCUGCGCUCAGUCCAGCUGAGGUCUGUGGGGAAGCAAGGAGAGGGGAGCCCUGACCGGCCCGGCCCAGAUGUUGCCACCAGACCCAAGUGUCCCACUGUGAACAUCAGCCCCCCUUCCAGCAGCAGGUCCCCUGAGUCUACAGCCAGGAAGCCUCCAGCCUACAACUCCCAGGUUCCCCCCUCUCAACAGUACUGUGAGUCACUGUUGAGCCCCAGCGAAGGCCCUGUCACUAAGGACUCAGCAGGUCACAGUAGUGUGAGGUACAGACAGGACAGACACCCUACUGAACCCCAGUGGAGUGCCACCGCCUUCAGACACCCAGGAGACCACACACUGGCAGACCAGGAGACACUGGCAGACCAGGAGAGACUACCAGACCAGGAGACACUACCAGACCAGGAGAGACUACCAGACCAGGAGAGACUACCAGACCAGGAGACACUGGCAGACCAGGAGACACUGGCAGACCAGGAGAGACUACCAGACCAGGAGACACUACCAGACCAGGAGAGACUACCAGACCAGGAGACACUGGCAAAAGAGGACCAUACCAUCAGAGACCAAGACCAGCCCCUCCUAUACCAAGACCAGCCCCUCCUAUACCAAGACCAGCCCCUCCUAUACCAAGACCAGCCCCUCCUAGACCAAGACCAGCCCCUCCUAGACCAAGACCAGCCACUUACAGACCAGCAGUCCCUGCUAGACCAGGAGGUCUGCCAGAGGGGGGCUGAGGCCACAGGGGUGACCCCAGGUCAGGAGGUAGAGGAACAGGAAGCUCUAUUCCCUGGGAGCAACAGCAGUCUGGAGGCAGAACAGUACCGACCACAACCACCUGAGCCAUCUAAACUACAGAGAGCUGAAGACCCUUCAAUGUGUCCUGCUCAGCACAGCUUAGCCACAACAACAGACAGUCUAGACAAAGUGCCUGUUAUAAGUGAUCAGUCGGAAACAAUCAGCGAUGCGGCUGGCAGAGAAGAGGAGUGUAAGUCAUCAGGAGUUCCAACCGUUAGUGCCUCUCAGGAGGACACUAUACUAGUAGAGGAAGGGUCCACCCCAGAGACUACCCCAGACACAGAGACUACCCCACACACCCCAGACAGAGACUACCCCACACACAAAGACUACCCAACACACCCCAGACAGAGAGACUACCCCAGACACCCCAGACACAGAGACUACCCCACACACCCCUGACACAGAGACCACGCCAGACACCCUAGACAGAGACUACCCCAGACACAGAGACUACCCAAGACUACCCAAACACAGAGACUACCCCAGACACAGAGACUACCCCAGACACAGAGACUACCCCAGACACAGAGACUACCCCAGACACAGAGACUAUCACAGACACAGAGACACUACCCCAGACACAGACUACCCCAGACACAGACUACCCCAGACACAGACUACCCCAGACACAGACUACCCCAGACACAGAGAGACUACCCCAGACACAGACUAUCCCAGACAGAGACUACCCCAGACACAGAGACAACCCCAGACACAGAGACCACCCCAGACACAGAGACAACCCCAGACACAGAGACACUACCCCAGACACUGCCCCAGACACAGAGACCACCCCAGACACAGAGACCACCCCAGACACUACCCCAGACACAGAGACCACCCCAGACACAGAGACUACCCCAGACACUACCCCAGACACAGAGACCACCCCAGACACAGAGACAUUACCCCAGACACAGAGACUACCCCAGACACAGAGACUACCCCCAGACACAGAGACAACCCCAGACACAGAGACCACCCCAGACAGAGACAACCCCAGACACAGAGACACUACCCUAGACAGACUACCCCAAACACAGAGACCACCCCAGACACAGAGACAACCCCAGACACAGAGACACUACCCUAGACAGACUACCCCAGACACAGAGACUACCCCAGACACAGAGACCACCCCAGACACAGAGACUACACCAGACACAGAGACCACCCCAGACACUACCCAACAAGAGAACCACCCAGACAACAGAGACUACCCCAGACACAGAGACUACCCCAGACACAGAGACCACCCCAGACACAGAGACUACCCCAGACACUACCCCAGACAGAGACCACCCGGAACAGAGACUUACCCCAGACAUACCCCAGACACAGAGACUACACAGACAAGAGACCAACCCCAGGGACACCGAGGACAAUACCCCGCACACAGAGGAUCCCCAGACACAGAGACUACCCAGAACAGAUGAAAUACCCCAGACACAGAGACCACCCCAGACACAGAGGACUACCCCAGACACUACCCCAGACACAGCGACCACCCCGAAACAGAGACACCCUAGACACAGAGCCUACCCCCAGGACACAGAAGACCACCCCAGGACACAGAGACCACCCCAGACACAGAGACCACCCUAGACACAGAGGACUACCCCAGGACUUACCCCAGACACAGAGACUACCCCAGACACAGAGACAACCCCAGACACAGAGACACUACCCCAGACACUACCCCAGACACAGAGACUACCCCAGACACUACCCCAGACACAGAGACACUACCCCAGACACUACCCCAGACACAGAGACUACCCCAGAGACCACCACAGACACAGAGCAGGGCUACUGCAGUAAAGGACAGCCGUUGUCAUUUACUAGAAGACAGGAAAUCCUUUUUUAAAUAGUCUAGACGCUAGCCUAAAUUAAGGAUUGCCUUUAAACCAAUCAAGCUUUGUCUUGUACAUGAAUCCAGCCCACCCCUGUUUUCCAGAUUCCAGACCCAGUGACAACUCUAUCUUUCCUCUAAGUGAGGAGACCAAGGCUGAGGGUGAUGUCUUUCUGUCGCCCACCAAGGCACGUACUACAGAGGAGCUGUUUACCAUGAUACACAGGUGGGUUUCUGCUGAUAGUUUGAUUUGUCACAAAGCUAACAACCUUGUUUUGCCAGAAAGAAACACGGCUGCUCUAACUUUUACAAAUGUAACCCUGUUACCCAGUCCUAACUAUAACCCUAACUACUGUUCUGUUAUCUAUAACCCUAACUACUGUUCUGUUAUCUAUAACCCUAACUACUGUUCUGUUAUCUAUACCUAACUACUGUUCUGUUAUCCUAACCCCUAAAACUACUGUUCUGUUAUCUAAACCCUAACUACUGUUCUUUAUCUAUAACCCUAACUACUGUUCUUGUUAUCUAUAACCCUAACUAGUUGUUAUGGUAUCUAUACCAUAACUAUUUAUGUAUCUAUAACCCUAACUACUGUUCGGUGAUCUAUAACCUAACUACGUUUGUUAUCUAUAACCCUAACUAACGUUCUGUUAUCUAUAACCCUAACUACUGUCGUUAUCUAUAACCCUAAAAAACUAAUGUUUCUGUUAUCUAUAACCCUGAAAUAUGGUCUGUUAUCUAGAACCCUACUACGUUUGGUACCUAUAACCCUAAAUACUGUUAUGUUAUUAUAACACCAUAACUACUGUUCUGUUAUCUAUAACCUAAAUUAAUGGUUACUGUUAUGAAAACCCUAACUACUGUUCUGUUAUCUAUAACCCUAACUAAUGUUCUGUUAUCUAUAACCCUAAAUACUGUUCUGUUAUCUAUAACCCUAACCACUGUUGGUAUCUUAUAACCCAACUACUGUUUCUGUUAUCUAUAAACCUAACUACUGUUCUGUUAUCAAAACACUAACUACUGUUCUGUUAUCAUACCCUAAGACUGUUGGUUAUCUAUAACCCUAAAUACUGUUCUGUUAUCUAUAACCCUAACUACGGUUCUGUUAACUAUAACCCUAACACUGUUUUCUGUUAUCUAAUAACCUAACUACUGUUGCUGUUAUCUCUAUAAGCCCUAACUACUGUUUCUGUUAUCUAUAACCCUAACUCACUGUUCUGUUAUGCUAUAACCCGAACUACUGUUUCUGUUAUCCUAUAACCCAACUAACUGUUUCUGUUAUCUAUAAACCCUAAAUACUGUUCUGUUGAUCUAUAACCCUAACUACUGUUCCUGGUUAUCUAUAACCUAACUACUGUUCUGUUAUCUAUAACCCUAACUACUGUUCUGUAUCUAUAACCCUAACUACUGUUCUGUUAUCUAUAACCCUAACUACUGUUCUGUUAUCUAUAACCCUAAACUACUGUUCUGUUCUAUAACCCAUAACCUACUGGUUCUGGUAUCUAUAACCCUAACUACUGUUCUGUUAUCUAUAACCCCUAACUACUGUUCUGUUAUCUAUACCCUAACUACUGUUCUGUUAUCUAUACCCUAACUACUGUUCUGUUAUCUAUAACCCCUAACUACUGUUCUGUUAUCUUAAACCCUAACUACGUUCUGUUCUCUAUAACCCUAACUACUGUUCUGUUAUCUAUAACCCUAACUAAACUGUUCUGUUAUCGAUAACCCUAACCACUGUUCGUUAAUCUAUCACCCUAACUACUGUUGUUAUCUUACCCUAAACUACUGUUUCGUUAUCUAUAUGCCCUAAACACGGUUCUGGUAUCUAUAACACUAACUACUGUUAUGGUAUCUAUAACCCUUUAAAUACUGUUCUGUUAAUCAUAACCCUAACCACUGUUCUGUUAUCUAUAACACCCUAACUACUUGUCUGUUAUUCUAUAACCCUAAUACUUUUCUGUAUCAUAACCCUAACUAGUGUUAUGUUAUCAUAACCCUAAUACUGUUCUGUAUCUAUAACCAUAACUAGUCGUAUCUAUAACCAUAACCAUGUUCUGUUAUCUAUAACCCUAACUACUGUUCUGUGAUCUAUAACCCUAAACUACUGUUUGUUAUCUAUAACCCUAACUACUGUUCGGUGAUCUAUAACCCUCCUACCUACUGUUCUGUUAUCUAUAACCCUAACUAUGUUCUGUUCUACUAUCUCCCUUAACUAAUGUUAUGUUAGCUAUAACCCUAACUACUGUUCUGGUUAUCUAUAACCCUAACAGGUUCUGUUAUCUAUAACCCUAAAACUACGUUCUGUUAUCUAUAACCUAACUACCGGUUGUGUGUUCUAGAACCUAAACUACUGUUCUGUAUCUAUAACCCUAACUACUGUUGUGGGUAUCUAUAAACCCUAACUACUGUUCUGUCUAUAACCCUAACUACUGUUCUGUUAUCUGAUCCCGAACUAACUGUUCUGUUAGGAAACCCUAACGACUGUUCUGUUAUCUAUAACCCUAACUUACUGUUGGUUAUCUAUAACCCUAACUACUGUUCUGUUAUCUAUAACCCUAAAUACUGUUCUGUUAUUAAUCCCUAACUACUGUUCUGUUAUCUAAACCCUAACUGCUGUGUUAUGUAUCUAACCCUAACUACUGUUCUGGUAUCUAUAACCCUAACUAUCUGUUCUGUUAUCUAUAACCCUAACUACUGUUUCUGUUAUCUAUAACUAACUACUGUUCUGUUAUCUAUAACCCUAAAUACUGUUCUUAUCUAUAACCCUAAACUACUGUUGUGUUAUCUUAACCCUAACUACUGUUGGGUUUAUCUUCAACCUAACUACUGUUUUGUAUCUACAACCCUAACUACUGUUCUGUUAUCUAUAACCCUAAUACUGUUCUGUUAUCUAUAAACCCUAAACUAUGUUCGGUAUCUGAUCCCUAACUACUGUUUCUGUUAGCUAUAACCCUAACUAGGUUAUGUUAUCUAUACACCUAAAAAACCCACAAAAAAACCAAAAAUGACUGUCUGUUAUCUAUAACCCUAACUACUGUUAUGUUAUCUAGAAACCAUAAAUACUGUUCUGUUGAUCUAUUUUUAACCCUAACUACUGUUCUGUUGUCUAUACCCUACUACGUCUGUUAUCUAUAACCCUAAACUACUGUUUGUGGAUCUGUUGAUCUAAAACCCUACACUACUGUUCUGUUAUCUAUAACCCUAACUAAGUUCUGAUACACCCAGUCCCUAAAUACUGUUCUGUAUCUAUAACCCUACUACUGUUCUGUUAUCUAUAACCUAAAUACUUCUUUGUAUCUAUAACCCGAACCACUGUUCUGUUAUCUAUAACCCUAACUAAUGUUCUGUUAUCUAUAACCCUAGCCACUGUCCUGUUAUCUAUAACCCUAACUACUGUUCUGUAUCUAUAACCCUAACUACUGUUCUGUUAUCUAUAACCCUAACUACUGUUCUGUUAUCUCUAACCCUAACCACUGUUCUGUUAUCUAUAACCCUAACUACUGUUCUGUUAUCUAUAACCCUAACUACUGUUCUGUUAUCUAUAACCCUAACUACUGUUCUGUUAUCUAUAACCCUAACUACUGUUCUGUUAUCUAUAACCCUAACCACUGUUCUGUUAUCUAUAACCCUAACUACUGUUCUGUUAUCUAUAACCCUAACUACUGUUCUGUUAUCUAUAACCCUAACUACUGUUCUGUUAUCUAUAACCCUAACUACUGUUCUGUUAUCUAUAACCCUAACUACUGUUCUGUUAUCUAUAACCCUAACUACUGUUAUGUUAUCUAUAUCCCUAACUACUGUUCUGUUAUCUAUAACCCUAACUACUGUUCUGUUAUCUAUAACCCUAACUACUGUUCUGUUAUCUAUAACCCUAACUACUGUUCUGUUAUCUAUAACCCUAACUACUGUUCUGUUAUCUAUAACCCUAACUACUGUUCUGGUAUCUAUAAACCCUAACUACUGUUCUGUUAUCUAUAACCCUAACUACUGUUCUGUUAUCUAUAACCCUAACUACUGUUCUGUUAUCUAUAACCCUAACUACUGUUCUGGUAUCUAUAACCCUAACUACUGUUCUGUUAUCUAUAACCCUAACCACUGUUCUGGUAUCUAUAACCCUAACUACUGUUCUGUUAUCUAUAACCCUAACUACUGUUCUGUUAUCUAUAACCCUAACUACUGUUCUGUUAUCUAUAACCCUAACCACUGUUCCACUGUCCUUCAUAGAUCCAGGAGGAAAGUUUUAGGUAGGAAGGACUCUGGAGAGUUAAAUGCCCGGAGCCGUCUGUGUGCUGCAUCUGGGAGCACCUCACCUUGUACCCCCGUCAACCCACCUGGCAACACUGUGACCUCUCUGGUGACCCCCAGCACCCCGACUGGCCCCCAGAAGGCCCCAGGACCCAUCUACCGCAGUCUGAAGAAGUCCUCCACCUCCAACGAGGAGUUCAAACUACUGCUCCUGAAGAAAGGCAGCCGCUCAGACUCCAGCUACCGCAUGUCGGCCACAGAGAUCCUGAAGAGCCCCAUCGGCCACAAGUCCCCUGGAGACCACCUGCCCACGCUGGAGGAGCCCCUCUCCCCUCCGCCAGGCACGGAGAAGCUCCCCAGCCCCUUCACAGAGGGCUUGUCUCCUAAAGGCAUGUCCCCUGCAGCCUCCUUCAGACAGAGCCGGUCCCGCGUCCCUCCGCCAGCCACCAGCAGCCACUACAGCAUCCGCAGCAGACACCACCCGGCCCCCAUGCAGGCCAUCUCAGAGGGCGAGACGGAGAACUCAGACAGGAGCCCCUCCUCACAGGGCUCCUCCUAA
Messenger RNA from Coregonus sp. 'balchen', 50340 nucleotides. The record is from the annotation of a GenBank genome assembly. Lineage: Eukaryota; Metazoa; Chordata; Actinopteri; Salmoniformes; Salmonidae.